Podarcis lilfordi (Lilford's wall lizard) is the source of this 64111-nucleotide messenger RNA. The record is from the annotation of a GenBank genome assembly. Lineage: Eukaryota; Metazoa; Chordata; Lepidosauria; Squamata; Lacertidae.
UUGCCAGCCAUCUUUUUUGGUGCCUAGACAGGGGAGGGGAGGGGGUCCAAAGUAACAGCCGCUCGUAUGCCCUGUAGAGCCCUGAAAGCCAACAAUCACUGCUUAGUGUAAGGGGGUCGAAGGGCAAGUUGAGCAGAGCUGGGCACAUCUGUCCCACUUGCCAAGUCCAGAGGGCUGCUUUAGCUGACGUAGAGCAAAUGAUUGCUUGUGCUAUGGCAGCUGAGCAUGUUCAAUGGAUCUGGCUGGCUGGCUACAGAGGAUCAAGAUCUGGAAUCCUGGCUGCUGUUCUGCACGUAGCGUGGUAAGGCCGCUGCUGUUUACUGUGACAGAUACUCACUCUCUCCCUUUUAUAAACAUGGAUGUUUACAUUUAAAGUGCUUUCAGACCACUCUGAGCAAUAAUGGUUUCUCCCUAAGAAUCUUCAGAACUGUAGUUUAUCAAGGAUGCUGAGACUUGUUAGGAGAUCUCUACCCCCCCCCCCACUCCCAGCUACAAUUCCCAGAGUUCCCUGGAAAGAGGGAUCUAUUGCUAAACCACUCUGGGAAUUGCAGAGAGGAAUAGGAAUCUUCUAUCAACUUCUCAGUGUGCUAAAGAAACAGCAGUUUCCAUGACAAGUGGUAUGGUACUACUUUAAUUGUGCAGAUGGGGCCACUGCAUGCUACAAUUACGACAUAUUUUCAUUGUGAACAUACAGUUUUGGGAAAGCAGUUUACCGUCUGCUUUUUAAAUGGUUCUUAUAAAACUUCGGUGACUUUCCAGUUUUUAAGAAUUCUCCUGCAUGUUUAAUGUGAGCUUAGUUUGUAAAGUGGUGACAUUGUGCUUCACUUUCCCAGCAAACUGAACUUAAUAGUGUCCAUUCCUAAAUAAUAUUGAAUUUAGCUCUCUGCCCCUCCUCCACCCCACAUUUCAUCCCUAUCUAUAAUAUUGAUGAGUAUAUAGGGUUUAUUUUUAGGCAGAUUUUUGGAACAAAGCUUAUAUUUCUUACCUUGAAAAGGUAAAACAACAACAACAACAACAGAAUAUUGAUAUUGUUAGACCUGCAUGUUAUCUGUACACUUUAAGCUUGUUAGUCAAAGGGCAUUUGGGCUAGAAGUCUAAAAUGGUUUACUCUAGAGCAGCCUCCACUGAGGAGGCUUGAUAUGUGUGGCUCAAUGAUUAAAUCUUAUGAGCGGUUUGCAACUGAGUAGACCCACUGAAAUUCAUUAAUGUGACAAAGUUAGGUCCAAUAAUUUCUUUGUAGGUCUACUCUAAAACUUUGUUGAAUACUUCCUCAGGUGUCCUGUCACAGUCUGUAUAGCCAUUCUCCAGAAGCACACAUACACACUGUAAACACAGGGUAACAUUUUCCCCCUGUGUGUUUCUCUUUAAACGUGAAAAAUCAGUUUUGCGAAUUUUGAAAAGGAAAGAGCUGAUAGUGCUAUUCCCGCACCCCACUUUUUUGUAAAUAUUCAUUGUGCCAAAUCCUGACUGUUUUGUUUGAACUCAAGUGAGUUUAAAGGGCAGUUUGAAUGUGCCUUAUGAGACUAAAACCCUCCGGAGUGAGGUGGAAUUAAGAUUUGUACAGAGUCCCUUGGAUCGUGAUCUAAAUUUCUAAACCUUUGCAAGCAGCAAGAAAUAAUUUCACCAAUGCAUUGUAAAUUCCUGCCAGACAGUUUAGCAGUAACAUAAAAAAGAAAGAGCAUUUUAAAACAUGUGUGGACAAAAGCUACUUGUUCCAGGUUAUGAAAAUUUAAUGUUUGCAUCAAAUAAAAAAGCAUUUUAUCUUGUAAAGUAGAGAAAGCAUAAUUAUUAUUGUGUUAUAAAUUUUAUUCCUUUCAUGAAUAUGUCUAAAAAGUGCAAAAAAAUAUAAAUCAUUUGUAUAUAUUUCAACGUCUGCAAGGCUUGGCUCAGCCAAUAAACUUGGUUGCAUAACAAAUUUUGGCAUGAUGUGUUUGUGUGACUUCAAGAUUCAUAAUGCUCUUAAGUGUGUGAGUUGUCAGCAAGUACUGUGCGCAGAAUAGUCUUGAAUGUUGAUAGCAACACACAUUGAUUUGGGCCCCAUCUGUACUAUGCAGUACAUUUAAAGCAGCAGCAUACCACUUUAAUCAGCUGUGACUUCCUGCCCAAAGAAUUCUGGGAGUUGUAGUUUUUUGAGGGUGCGCUCUCUUCCCCUCACAGACCUACAGUUCUCAAAGUAGUUUAUCAGUCACUUCCUCUUCCCAGAGACCUCUGUGAAUUGUAGCUCUGUGAGGGAAAUAAGGGUGCUGAGCUUUGUUAGGAGACCCUAACAAGCUAAAGCUCCCAGGAUUCUCUGGGGGAAGUCAUGACUGCUUCAAGUGGUCUGAGGACCCUUUAAAUGUAUAGUGCAGAUAGGGCUCUGGAUAUGGGGUACAAUCCAGGCAGAUGUUUUCUUGUGCAUGCCCUGUUAAAAAUGAAUGGGACCGACAUAAUGACUUUGCGGUGUUCUUGCACAACUCCCAUUUGUUGCAGUUGGCCUUGUGCAGGAGAACUCCUUUGCGGGAUCAUGACCUUGAACAGUAAACGCCACAUUCCUGUUUACUCUAAAGUCAUCAGAACUAAACUAUAAGCAUAUUGCAUACAAGUAAUGGUUUUCUGGCGUUUUUCAAUCAAUACUGUAAUAACCUGUUUGCUCUACAAUCAGCAAUAUGUUCUUACUAUGCUAAUCUACAAUAAUUUUUAAUUUGCAAUGUGAGAUUUUAAGACACACUUUACAGUAAGGUUAACUGUCGCAGUUGAGUGGAAAUGAAAAUACAUUGAUGUUUCUGUCGCAUUAUUUAUAUGUGUGUUGUUUUUAAAGCAAAUCCUUUCAAUUCAGUGGACUCUCUGUUGCACACUUUUUCAGAUGACGGUUGCUGCUGGUACGAGCAUUGAGAAUAACAUUCAAAGGACCAUAUCCUGCCCUAAUGUAUGUUCUACAUAUCUUGGAUUUUUGUCUGAUUAUAAAUGCAAAAUCUCAUUAUGUGAAUUUGCUCUUCUGUCAUCUUACGACAUCAUGUUCAUUCCAGGCAUGCUGUGUAUUAUACUACAAGUGAAGGAUCUAAGCUGGUUACUGAAUUGCCGUUAAAGCAUUUCUCUUAUAAUUUGACAGCUUUGCUAGUAAUGUCUGUGAUUACAUUGCCACAGUUCUCUCAGAGUUGCUUCCUUCCAGCGCAGUGCUCUCAUCAUUUGGAACAAAGGAUGCAACACCUCAAGCCCAUGUUUAUUUAACUUCUAUACUUGACUUGAUCACCCAAGGAACUAAAGUUGUUCUUUCUUGGUAAACCUUAUUCAUAAGCUUGUAGUACAGUAGCAGUCUUUGCAUUCUACAUAAUCCGCUAUCACCCCAACAACAACAGCCACUUGCAGAAAAUGAAUAAAUUUGCAUUUAUCAUAUACUGAAAUAUUCAGGUAGGUAGCCAUGUUGCUCUGACGCAGUCGAAAUAUAUAUAUAAAAAAUAAAAAUUGUCCAGUAGCACCUGAGAGACCAACUAAGUUUGUUCUUGGUAUAAGCUUUCGUGUGCAUGCACACUUCUUAGUUAGUCUCUUAAGGUGCUACUGAACAAUUUUUUUAUAUACUGAAAUAUAACAUCUCAGAUGUAUCCUCUAGGAUACUCAAUGACUCUGCUUCCUGCUGUUUCCUUCCCACCCCAGCAUACACACAAGAUAAGAAUAUAUAUAUGUAUAUAUGUAUAUAUAUAUGAGAAAACCGGUCAAAAUCUGGAACAAAAGUUAAUAUAUUCUUGAAUCAUUUACAUAUGUACAGGACAGUUAUUUGAAUAAGCAGAUUUCAAUCAUCCAUAGAAGUCACUAUCGGAGCAGCCUCUUUGGUUUUAUUGGCAGGGCAAUCCUAUAGGUCAGGGAUGUCCAACAGGUCGAUCUUGAUCUACUGGUCAAUCUCAGGGAGGUUUUGGUAGAUCGUAGUCAAUCACUGGCUCCUCCAUCUGGCCGUGCCCCCUCGCCCCGCCCUCUAGAUCGCAAUACCAGAAGACGAAGCUCUCGCUGUGAUGCUGACUGUUUCACUAGCGAUCUCCUUGUGAGCGCCUUUUUUUCCCAUUCCUUCGCCCUGACACCCCCCCCCCCAUGGGAUUUUCCUCCUUAAAAGGGGAGGGCUUUCCUCCCUAAGAAAAGCUCAACAACUUUUGACCUGAACCCCACAAAAGGGGGAGAUCACUGCCAGUAUUUAAUUGUGUGAGUAGAUCACAAUCUCUUAGAAGUUGGCCGUCCCUGCUAUAGGUGUUCUGCUCAGAUAUCAGCCCCACUGAAUUCUAUGGAGCUAAUUCCUGAUUAGUGGGUAACCUCUGCACCCUUGCUUGGGAGUAAGCUCCACUGAACUCAUUAGGUCUAAGUAAACAAGCCCAGGACAGUACUGUAACUAGGGACAUUUUGGGCUUUUUAAGCAUACAAACCUAGGGCCCAGUUAUAUCGUAAGCAUUUUUCAGUUGUAGUCUUCAUUCCUUUUGUGCUGACUUUAAACCAUGCUGCCACAGGCUGAGGUGGCUGUGUAACUGAUGUGGGACAAUCACUGAGAACACCCUAUUAUGAGUGCCCACCAAUGAAAUAUUCUUCAUAUAGAGGAACUUACGGAGGAAUUCUGAUGCAAAUCUCAGGCUAGUAUGGGUGAAGUUAUUUCCUUAAGUAACCAGAAUCCAGCUUCUAGAAAGCUUAGUAUGUAGCAGUAACGAUAACAAAGAGUCUUGUGGCAUAAACUUUUGUGGAUUAGGGCAUCAUAAGCAUGAAGUCUUGUCUUCAGCUGGCACAUAUAUGCAUACAUGUUAAUCCCAUACAUUGGUAUAGAGAAAAAAUGGUAAACAGUGAGGUCAAAUGGCAGUGAAAUACUUAAAGUACAGGCUGUUGUCAUUCUAUAUAUAGUUUAAGAUAGGCAAAGUUACCAUUCACAACAAAAGUAUUUUAAAAUAUUUAACUUAACAAUAUCAGGUUGAUUAUGUUAACACACAUAGUGGGACAUUGUCUCUGUUGAAGCCUAAAAAUUGAUAGAUGAAUGGCCACUCUCAGGUCAGCAGUGGGUAAUUAUGUCUUGGGUAAUUAAAAUUUUCCAGAACUGAUUUCUAAGUGUUUCCCCUCUAUGAUGUCAGAUUUGUGUCUAUAUAUUCUUUUGCAUAGAAACUUAUCUGUUUGUCCUAUAUAGGAAGCAGAAAAGCUUUGCUGGCAAGUAAUAACAUAUUAAAAGAUGGGCCGAUAACUGUUGCAAAUUAUGUUACUUGAUCCUGUAACAGCAUUAUUAACAGCAUCUGGGUUUGUUGCAGAGUCUGGUCUCUCUCUUUGCUAGGUGGCCUGUUGUUAAUAAUGUUGUUGUAAUAUAGAUCAGAUUUGGGGGAUCAGAAGAACUCCAUACUUGGGCGUACUUAGUUGUCAACAAUAUGCUAGCAAAAGCUGUUAUUUCCUUUACAGGCAUUCUUUGAAAGUGGUCUUCAUUGCAGACCUCAGUUCACCACCUCUCCUAUGUCUAUUCAGUUUUAUUCGUUAUUAGUCCUAUUAGUGGAUAUUCUUUGCAUGAGAAAAGCUGGACUAUGAAAUGAAAACUAAAAGCACUUAAGUACUCUCUUUCCCAAGUAAUAUUGGGCAUGUACCCCUAAAUAAUAAGAGGCACCAUUCUGGAAUUUUGUAUUUCACAGAAUGUUAUAGUUUUGGAAAACCUGAUCUGGCUUUCCUUGGUCUCUAAGACUGGGUUCCUUUUUCCUACGUCCCGUAUGAAUUCCCUGGAAUUUUAUUUUUAUUCAGUUUAAUGUGGAUUUAUACUACUGCAUUACUAGCUUUGUUUUUUUUCUUUAAAUGAUAGUGUUCCCUUUUUUUAAUGUUGUACAACUUAAAUUUGCUAUUCAUUAGUACCAACUCUUUCCCCUCUGUCAUACCACAGUCCUUUUCAGAAAUGAAUCUAUAUGUACUGAAUGUGUGCAGGAUCAUGGCAGCACACUCUGCCCCUGAGCUUGGGUGCCUUCAUUUGCUGGUUGAAAUAGAGCCUACAGAUGUAUGCAACUCUGUAUAAUAUAGGGAGCUCUGCGAAAACAGUGUUCAAUAUGGAGACGAGCCUAGGUUGCUUAAGGCAUAAUGCUAAACCAUUGUCUAGGCAAAUCUCAGACUCUCCUCCUCCAGUGCUCCCGCAAGAAGGAGCUUGCACAGUUUCAAUUCUGUGGCAGAUUAACUGAUAGCCUGCUGUGUUGUCCCAAACCCUCACAAACUCCGGUUAAGCCCUAACAGUGGUUGGUGAAGCAUGCCAAUUUCAAACCAUUGUUUUAAGCAACCGGCUUAUCAAAAUAUAGUUAAGGUAAACCACAGUUUAGGUGACAUACUAAACUGUGGUUGACCAAGAUCAGAAGAUUCUAAUCUCUUCCUUACAGCCAUGCUGGAGGACAAGAGAGGCAUUGGAUUAACUAAUCUGAAAUAAGGACUACUCUGCUUCAAUUUUCACCAUGGCCAAUUCAGAUCUAAAAUUCCCCAUCCUAGAAAGCUCUGUGCAGUAACCACAGUGAGUUUGGUAGGGUUUCUCGCAGAUAAUGGACUCCAAUUUUUGUGUUUGUUUUUUAGAUGAACAAUGCAGACCAAUGCAGCUACUGUUCUGGAAAACAGGUGAAAGUAAUUCCUUUCUGUUUUUAGUGUGAUAUAUAUAUUUACACACAUAUACACACAUUCACGUGGAAGAAACCUUCCAAAGAAGGUUGGUCUCAAAUAGCAAGGGUUGGGUGGAGAGAGUAAUGUAUACUAUAUAGAAAGUAAGGGAAACACUUUAAAACAAACCAGCGCUGGAUCUGGACACAUCAAAGAAGCGUGUCAGUUUAAAGUAUUGUAAAUUUAAACAGGGAAAACAAGUAGAGAAAAACGGGACUCCACAUUGCCAUCUGGUGGCACAAUGUUAUAUCACAUAUACAACGCAUAUAAAUCACUUUUUCUUUACCAGUCUGGCUGAGUCCCAGGAGAAACAAAGUGGAACGCUGUUGUAAUGGAAGAAUAGGGCAGCUCCAGUUUAGCACUAAGUCACUCAAUCCACCAGUGCAAGGAUUUGUACAACUGAAUUCCCUCCCCCCACCCGUCUUCUCCCCCUGUAACUCCCUAAAUCUGUUCUGGGGUUUUCCCCAACCCUCCAGAGCACUUUUGGGGAGGGUGUGGGAUGUUCAUGGGAGGAAAAGAGGCAGGAAAGUUCUGUUGCACAAGCAUAAAUCCUUGCACUAACAGAAUUGAGUACAUUGGAUAACUGCCCAUUAGCAUGUGAAUACAAUGAGGUUGUGGCCACUGGCUGCCUUCCUGUUUUCCAUUCCAGCUUUCAAAUAUAUGUGGCCACGGUGAGGACAGAAAGUACAGUCUACUACUCGCCCUCCACACAUUGACAGAACUUCUGACAAGCACUGAUUCACUAAAUUGUGUUUUGCUUUGCAAGUUUAUUUGAGUUCAAAAGCAACAUGUCCCUGAUUCAGAUGAUAUAAGUAGCUAGUUGUACAUUGCAGCUAGUAGCUCUCGAAUGGGCAUGUGUAUCUUCAUCUGCAUUCAAAAGAUACAGGCUGCCAACUCAGCUGGGACUAGAUUAGUAGUAAAAGGUGGUAAUGAAUAUACCCUGAUUCUGCCUGUGAAUCUUGCUUCCUUGAGCAUGUCUCUUUACUGCAUUGUAUCUGCUUCUUCUUCUUUGGCGAUCAGUCGUAGCCGAGUAAGAUUGUCUUCCAUGAACAUGGUUUUAACAAUGAGUCCAUAAGUGACUGUGGAGGCCAGUUCUGGACCCACACGUCCUUCCACAGUGGGGACAUUGGUUUCCUGGCGGGAGUUGAUCACGGUGUGGAUUUGCCAAGCAUGCCUUCCUCUUAGCACGUUUAUCCCUUGCAUCCUAAGUUCAAGUGUCUUCAAAGCCCAUGACACAUUUGGUAAAGGCUGUUCUCCAACUGGAGUGCUCACAAGCCAGUGUUUCCCAGUUGUCAGUGUUUAUACUACAUUUUUUUCGCUUUGCCUUGAGACAGUCUUUAAACCUCUUUUGAGUAGUAAUCUUGCCAAGAUUCUUCUUAUUUGGUACAGAUUCCAAGAUUCUGCUUAUUUGGUACAGAUUCUAUUUUCAUGCCUUGAAAAUAUCGCAGUUGUGUGAGCAGAAAAGCCACACUGAUGGUGUAAAGAGAAGUGUGAAAAUUUUAAGCAAUUAAAAAAGAAAAUGAUGAGAUAACAGACACUGUGGUGGGGUUUAUGCCACUUACAACUUUCUAGAAAAUUAGCAAGCCAGACUGCUGUUGGUUUUUUUACCAGUUUGGCACUGCUACAUAUCCUAUUUAUUUAAAACGUAUACCCUGUCUACUUGCUCUGCAAGAGCUCUUAAAUCAGCUUACACUGCAAUUCAAAAUACAAUUCGAAAUUAUGCUGGCCAUGGGCUUCUUCAUAUUGCACCAGAAGAAGGGUUGGGAAUGCAUAUGAGAUUGUACCUAUAGGCUUAUAACUUGUCUUGAGAUCAUAAGAACAGCAGAUCUUUGGUGGAUCAGACCUUCCAAACCAGCAUCCACCUUUCUAUCUCAUCCAGAAUCCUUUGGUGGAGGGUCCAUAGCUCAGUGGUAGAGCGUCUGUUUUGCAUUCAGAAGUUCCCAGGUUCAAUCCCCAGCAUCUCCAGUUAGGACUAGGAAUCCUCAAAAUACUGGAGCCUCUUCCUCAAAUGUUGGAGGUCAGCUGGAAGACACUGUAGACCAGGUAUGGGAAACCUGUGGCCCUCCAGAAGGUGUUGGACUCCAACUCCCAUCAUCCCCACACAGAAUGGAUAAUUGCCAGGGAUCAUGGGAGUAAUAGCCCAACAACAUCUGGGGGGUACAGGUUGCUGAAAUAGCCUUGGCCCAGUAUAUCUGAAGGCACGUCUCCACCCCCAUUGUUUAGCCCAGACACUGAGAUCCACCUCUGAGGGCCUUCUGGCGGUUCCCUCACUGCGAGAAGUAAAGUUACAGGGAACCAGGCAGAGGGCCUUCUUGGUAGUGGCACCUACCCUGUGGAACGCCCUCCCAUCAGAUGUCAAGGAAAUAAACAACUACCUGACUUUUAGAAGACAUCUGAAGGCAGCCCUGUUUAGGGAAGUUUUUAAUGUUUGGUGUUUUAUUGUAUUUUUAAUAUUCUGUUGGGAGCCGCCCAGAGUGGCUGGGAAAACCCAGCCAGAUGGGCGGGGUAUAAAUAAUAAAUUAUUAUUUCCAUGCUGAAGGCACUGCAUCGCUAGCUGGACUAAUAGUCUGACUGUAUAAGGCGGUUUCCUAUGUUCCUUCCCAGCCCAAUAUGUUUUUAAUAUUUUUGUAAUAAAAUAACAUUCAUCAAUGCAGUGGUACCUCUGGUUGCGAACGGGAUCCGUUCCGGAGGCCCAUUCGCAACCUGAACAGAACACAACCUGCGUCUGCGUGGGUUGCGAUUCGCCGCUUCUGCGCAUGCCCGUGACUGUACCAACAAAUAAUGUAUAGUCCCCAUAUAUCAACAGUGUAAGUAGAAGUAACAAAAUUUAAGACGUCCAGCUACUCCUGCUUAUUUAUGGAUAUAAGUAGCUGUGUCAUGGGUAGUUGAAGACUUGGCAAUGCAGUCAAUGAUUUAGUUUUCUGACAGUGUCCCUGCUCAGUUUUUUCCUUUUAACAUGUGAUUGACAUAAGUGAGGUUUUGUUCCUUUGCUUCCAAUAGUGGCUAACCAGGUACCAGGCAGGGGGUGAAAGCAACCCUGCUUUCCUCUUCUCCUUGUUCGCAUCUGAUAUUCAGGACGAACAAGGAUGCUCUAUUGGCUAUCAUGGCUUAAUAGGCCUUUUUGUGACUAAUAUUUUUUUCUAGCCUACACAGGCUGCACACAGCCAACUAACUUGGUAGCAAUCACUGUAUCUCGUGCGUCUAAAUUCCAUGAUGCUUUGUGUGCUAUUGUACUUCGUUUUGUCAAUUUUGAAGCUACUGCUGAUCAGUAGGUAGGUUCCCUUGUUCAGGUAGUAACCAAUAACCAAUGCCCCAAGGCUAAACAUGUGGAGACUCUGAUAGCUUUUACCCAUAGAUUGCUACUGAAAAGUCCCAUUAGUUUCAGCCAGCCUUCCUUUCAAGUAAGUGUGCUUAGCAAGGCAGUCUUUUUCUUGUGGCCCCAUUGAGCAUCCAUCCUGGAGUGCAUUUUGCACCUAGUCACAGAUAGCCAGAGCCACCUGACAGGUUGUUUCCUCUGGCUUCACAGCUAUAAUUAGAUAGAAUCAUGCUGUUAGAAAAGGUGGAUGAUAUCCUAUGAGUCAAUUGCAUGACUAUUCAUAUGGACUCACGUACUCCUCUCACAACCCCAGUGAAGUUUGCCUUUGUAAUGUCUGUCUCUUAUCGGACCUUUUUUAAAAAAAUACUGCACGCCCAUACUAGGAUUAGAGCCAAAUAAUCACAACCUCACAUCUUUCCCGCUGCCCACAAAUCCCCCAAGUUAUCUCUUUUUAACCGCAUGUUCCCCUGUUCCUGAUCCUCUCUAGUCCUGCUCUUUGCUGCUGUCCAAGAUCCUGCAACUCCAGCUCACCCUGUCAUCCACCUGACCAGCCACGUUGGCUAUCCAUUGUGCCCCUUGUGGUCAGGACAGAGCACCUCUAGUUAUUCAGCUUAAUACAGACAGACCUUGGAAGUCUAACGGAAUCCAUUCCAGAAGUCCAUUCGACUUUCAAAAUGUUCGACUUCCAAGGCACGGCUUCCGAUUGGCUGUAGGAAACUCCGCUGGAUGUUUGGCUUCCAAAAGAAUGUUCAAAAACUGGAACAAUCACUUCUGGUUUUUGAUCAUUCGUGAGCUAAAAUGUUCGGCAAAUAAGCCAUUUGAAUUCCAAGAUAUAUGAAUAUACAACUUGAAAGCACCUAUGUCUCUUUCUGUGCACUAAACAAUAUUUUCCAGUGUUUCUGAUCCUGCAGAAACAGCCCAUUGCAUGUAAGAUCUAUACAAACAUUAAACUGAGCAGGUCAGUAGCAGGGCUGUUACUCACCGUCUUGCUGCUUUCCCCCAAUACAAUGUAGUUAGGGAGCAGAGCCAGAUCAGUGUAGUGAGUAAUGAUAUUGCAUUCUGUUUUAAACAGUAGAUCACUGGACGUCUCUGGUAGAUCACUGGUAGAUCACUGGCUCUCUCCAAAGCUUGGCUCCCUGAAAAAAAGCUCAACAUUUUUGCCCUGCACCCCAAAAAAGGGGGUAGAUCACUGCCAGUCUUUAACUCUGUGAGUAGAUUGCAGUCUCUUGGGAGUUGGCCAUCCCUGCUAUACUGGAAGGAAGGUGUCUGUGUGGCAGCUGUGAAGAAGGUACAGUCUCUCUGUGGAGUUUGCAAGGUCUUCAUUGCGGCAGUCAGCAGACUCAGCAGUCCUGGCUUCUUUUUUAUGGUUUCAGAGCAAAGACAUAUCAACGAUUGCAGAGGGCAAGGCUCAAGGGCCUGCUCUUGGGUAUAUUCAAGAUUAAAUUGCAGAGCAGCAGCUCAUUUUGAGAGCAUUCGGCCUGGCUGUUUUUUAUACCUCAUCAUAUACGGAGGUCUAAGGGCUCCUCUAGGAAUAAUCACGCAUGCUUGGAAAUGCAGUCCUAGUUCUCGUUAAGGUGCCAGGUCUGGAUCUGGGUUGCACUCCUUCAGACAGCAUGCAAGCAGGGGGGUGGGCAGUGUCACCUGAAUGAAUGCUGCUCCAUACAAAAGCGGCUGUGUUAAUGAUGGCAACAAGCACUGCAUGGGCUCUAGACAUCAGGAGUAAGACAUUUUGGAGGAGCAGGCAGACACGGCAUGAGAAGGCUCAGUGAGAAUUAGGCCACAGCCUCUCCCCCACCCCCUUCCAAUGGUGCCUCUGGCUCUACAGUAACACAGUUGGCAGUGCAGUUUUUGGAAGUGUGCCACAAAAGCUAGCAAAAUGCAGCCUGACUUGACAAAAAGGUGACAGAAAGAGGGAAGCAAAAUAGAAGGAGCUGUUUACGGAGACACCUGAGCCUUAAAGCUUAAGAGGCAGCUCAUGCAACACAGGGAUAGGAUUUUAAGUGAUGAGCCCUAAAGAACAGUCAUUGCACCCAGAACAUGUUACAGCCAAACUACUAUUACAUGCAGAAAGACACACAGCAAUUUCCAGGCCCCCUCCCUUUUUAAUUUCUUUCUUUCUUUCUUUCUUUCUUUCUUUCUUUCUUUCUUUCUUUGCAAGAAAAGCCGUCAUAGGCAAGGAGGAAGAGCAGAGAAGUAUCUCAGAGUUGAUUACUCUUCCCUUGCCACCCCAGUCCAAGCAGUUUCGGUGAUAAUGCCUAAAGUAGAGCUUUUCAUAUUUAUUUUGCUGAAAUAAGUUGUAUUGGAUGUUGUGAAUGGGUUUGCUACAUAGUAACUCCAGUGUACAGAGCGGGUGAGAAUGAAAAGAUCCAGUUUGAAUAAUCCUAACUUCCUCUUUGGUUUUUUCUUUUUUCUUUUUUAUAUGCUUGUUAGGGCUGGGGAGGAAUAUUAUAUUGGCUAUGUUGAAUCAUCCAACUGUUCUAAAUUAUAUACAAGGUGUGUGUGGACCUAAUAUUCACAUUCCAAAAUAAACAAUGAUAGCAUGUCAAAGGCCAGCAAGAUAAAUUAUGCGGUGCAGUUUUAGAAGCAUUGUUUGAUGGUGCUGGAAUAAUGUUGCUUAUAUCUUAAAAUAACUUAUGGAAAAUAAGCAGAACGAAUUCAGUAGACUCCCUGGGGCAAGAUAUAAAUUGUAGCUUUGUACAUAGAUCAGCUUAGUCAGAAGGGGAGGGUCUUUUCUAAAUAGAUGUAUUCAUAUUUUAGCAAUUAUAGGAUUUGCCCUGUGAUUCAAGGAAGACAUUGCCUAAUUUAACUUUCAGAAGAUUUGACUAAAUCUUAGAGCCCGAUUAACAGAAAAAUGUAAGUUUAUUGAAAAGGCUAACACAUUGCACAAUUGGUGUUCUCUCUUAAAGCUGCUUACACUUACCUGAGAGUAAGUUCCAUUGAAUUCAGUGGGAUUUCCUUCCAAAUAAAUGUGUACAGAAUUAUGCUAUAAUUUAAAUAAGACUUCUUCUUCAUCAUAGUUAACUGUAUUUAUGAGUCACCCAUCAGAGCCCAAGGGGAUGUAUAGCAAAGGAGAAACAACAGAAUUACACCAGUGAAUAAAGCAAAUACAAAACUAAAAUAUUCAUAAAGCAGCAGUCUUUAAAAACAAAGAAGUACAAAUUGCUGUUCAAGACAAACAUUUCCCACUUUGACUGAAAAGGCCUGGGUAAACAGGAACUUCAACCACAAAGCAGAACACUCAGGUUCUGCAUUUAAAGUGGAUUUGAUGCUCUUGUGCAAUAAUCCCACUUUUUGAAAAGUCGGAUGUUUUGCUGAAGCUGACAGGAAAAUGCACUGGGAAGCAUGGGAGAACAGUUGUUUUAAAUGAUACUGCAUAACCUCCUUACAAGCAAAAUAGAAUCAAAAUCUAUAAACAUCCUACAAAACCCCGUAAGGUUUUGACCUUUAAAGACCCUCAUACCUUCGGGACCACCUCUCGUGGUAUGCCCUGCGGAGGACUUUAAGGUCCAUAAAUAACAACACUUUGGAGGUCCCGAGCCUCAAGGUGGUUAGAUUGGUCUCAACCUAGGGCUAGGGCCUUUUCAGCACUGGCCCCGACUUGGUCUGUCACAAGAGACCAGGGCCCUGUGGGAUUUGACAUCUUUCCACAAGGCCUGCAAGAUGGAGCUGUUCCACCUGGCCUUCGGCUUAGACUCACUCUGACCCCUUAUAUGGGAUUUGGUAUAUAAAUCCCCCCCUUUUUUUUUCUUUCUUUUUUUUUUGCUGGCCCACGUGGGAUCAGUAUGGAUAGUUGGCUCGGGUGAAUAUCUGAUAUGUCCUCCCUUUAUGGUCUUGAUUUAUGGGCUACUAAUAAAAUGAAGCUGCAUUUUAAGCCAUAUUUUAAUUAACUGGUUUUUGUUUGUUUGUUUGUUUUCCUAUUAUAUUUUAUUGUAAUUUAUAUUUGGUGUUAGCCGCCCUGGCUGGGGAGGGCGGGGUAUAAAUAAAAAAAUAUUAUUAUUAUAAACUUUGUGCAAAUAUAUAUAUAUAGGAUGAACUCUCAGUAAAUAAGAAAUGUCCCCACUGGGAUCACAGACCCUCCCAACCUGCACGCAUUCAUACUCCCUUAAUGGCCUUCUGCCAAAUGACUUAAAACUUUCCUGCUUCGGAUCACUUUUGGGCCAUGAAUCAUUUUUAAGCGACUCUGUAUUGCAGGCAUAGGCAAACUCCGGCCCUCCAGAUGUUUGGGACUACAAUUCCCAUCAUCCCUAGCUAACAGGAACAGUGGUCAGGGAUGAUGGGAAUUGUAGUCCCAAACAUCUGGAGAGCCGGAGUUUGCCUAUGCCUGCUGUAUUGGGUUGUUCUUACUGCUGGAAGAUACUCAACAGCUGGUUAUGCAUGUGUUUAUGUGGCUGACUAUCUGCUGCUUUUAGUUAUUUUGUUUUAAUGUGGCCAGCUGCCUUGACCUUUUCUAAAGGAAAGGUAACAUAAUAAAUGUUUUAUAGGUGUCCAUCCACACUUAAUGGCACUAUAUUUACAGAGCUUACACAUAAAGGCUGUUGUAGGCACACUCUUGGACCUUCAGGUUUCUGGAGUAUCAGAUCAUGCACAGAUGCAGAUGUGGCUGCUUUCAAUGCUUUGAUUUGAUUAAAUGUUUUGAUUAUGUGUAUGCCACUCUAGGUUCUUGGGGAAGAAAGGGCAGGGUAAAAAUAUAGCAAAUGACCCAACACUUAGUUGCAAAUGCUGAGAUUGGUAGUGUGUUGGGGGGGGGGACUCUGUUAUUAAGACUCUGGUACCCAGUUCAGUGGAAAGAAACCUGAGCAUAUUAUGGUGUUUAUUUAUUGAAGCACAUCAAAGGCAUAGGACUUCCUUGCUGAUGGUUUCAGAUGUUACAGAAAAGCAGGGCAGAAGAAACGUGGUUUUUCACUUCCCAUGUUUCCCGAGUAUUGGAGCUUGUGUAGCUUUCCAUCAAUGAGACAUACAAGUUGUGUCUGCAUCUGGACUUUGUUCAUCUAACUGUUGCACUUCUGGUAUUGCAUAGGCUACCCUGAAAAGAGAAGUAAGGGUUUCUUCCCCCAAAAUCAUGGCAGCCUCCUUUGAGAUCAUAAAUAUUCUUUGCCUGUUAUUUCCCACCUUCUAUAGUUCAAGGCUACUCAGAGCUAUUUUCGAUGCAUCGGGCUGGUAUGAUUGCUGUCUGCUAUUUUUGCAGCAGCCUGUGGAAGCCUGUGCAGCGGGGAAGAUGAUAAGUUAUGAUCAUUACAAUCUGCUGCAGCAACAGACAUCCGUGUUGAUGGUUGGGAUAGAAUAAAGGAGCUGUUUGGCAAUGGAACUGUAGGAAUAACGGAGACGACGGGAGGUUGGAUGCAGGUGAGCUGUGCAGAAGCACGCUGGCAAGGAUGCUCCAAGCAAGCUGCCAGCUAGCUCUGUGGAGGCUCCUUUUAUUAGCAGAAGUCAACAAUUGGAAAAAGCAGUGAAACCACCCUGAACGUAUUUCUAUCUAAGAACAUUUCCAGCGUUAGCAAAUACACGUGUCAGCAGGUGUUUACCCUAAAAUGUUCCCCCCGAUACUUGAUUACGUCUGCGUCCCCCGUCAUGCUCCAGCCAAGCGUUAUGUCUAGCAAAUACUUUGUGAGAGGACAAACGGUCAGGGGGAAAACCCUGUUUUCUAGCCAAGAAGGCAAAAGAUCAGGGAGAACAGGCGCAAUUCUCCUUGACAUACUGUUGCAUGUCUGGUGCGAGGUUUGCCUUCGCAAAGCGGAGCGUUACCUGCACAUGGAACAGACUCCCUUAGGAGGUUGUGGACUCUCCUUCACUGGAGGUUUUGAAGCAGAGGUUGGAUGGCCAUCUGUUAUGGAUGCCUUCGUUUGCACUUCCCCCAUUGCAGAGGGAUAGACUAGAGAACCCUCAGGGUCCCUUCCAACUCUACUAUUCUAUGAAUGCUACGCAUUGCAGACUGAGGCUUGUAGCAUUAUGGGGCCAUUUGUAGAUGGUUCCUUUCAUCACUGACAUCCAAAGAGCAGGAAGGCUAUUGUAGUUUUAUUCCAGCUGUUUAGGUUGCUCAUUAUACUUUAGAAAUGGCUGAAAGCUUUGCCCAGGGAAUGAUUUUGUCACUGAUUGAUGGCUUAGGUGUUUAAUUAAUGGCUGGAAUGUUUAUUCCUCCCUGCUAUGCUUUUAGCACUCCUCUAAUGACAUGAAUGAUCAUAGCAUUCAGACAGGGUGCUGUUAUGUUUGUUUCUGCAGGAUGUCACUAAUCUUGAUUUCUUCACCAUCCUUGAUCAGGAACAUCUGUUGAAAUCAGACACCACUUUCCUCUUUUCUCUGCUGGAUUUCUGAAUGUGUCACUUCAGUGUGUUAUCGUAAAAAAACAAAAAAACCACAACCCUGGAAGUCUUUGCUGUGAUUAACUGUCCAAUUAUAACUAUUAUGUCGGUCCCACUUACACCCAGCAAUAAGCAAUGCUAAAGAAGUCAAGCCAAGAUGUCAACCUAAUUUCUAAUGUAUUUUUUAAGCAAAGAGAACAUUGCAAGCAAGAUGCAUAUUUCUUCUUUAUCCUUUAAAGUAAAUUGGUGGUGAUUUUGGUCAACUUUCUCCCCUUGCAACCCGCCCCCCCCCCAUUAUAAUGGGUUGGCGUGUGAGCUUCUCCUUGUUGUCAGACUGCUCUGAGCUUUGUGACUGAGGUGCUUCAUUUUUUUAUUGGUCAAGAACUGGCUGUCUAAGUUGUAUUCAGAGUAGGCCCACUGAAAUUAAUGAACCUAAGUUAGUCAUGCCCAUUAACAUCAGUGCAUCUUUUCUGAGCACAACUUAGUUGGCUACAACUAUUAUACUACUGCAAGACCGAUAACGUUGUAAGCAUUAGGUGUGCGGUACUGCUGAAACAGAUAUUGGCUUUCUUGCUCACAUUGCACUGGAUGGAUUUUGUAAAAGGAACCAUACAAAUUAGCUAUAUAUUUGUUGAUGGAGUCCUCCAUGAACGUUUCCCCCUGGAAUUUGUAAAUAUAACAAGAUAAUCAUUUAAUAUUUAUUGGGCUGCAAUCUUCAAUUCACAACUGUGAGGCAGAUCAAUAGGGAGUUGGGGUUUGGUCUAUUUUUAAAGUCCUUUUAACAGUUCUCAAUGUGUCUGCAUUUGUGCCUAAGUACCAAUCAAAAUACAUGCUAAUGAACUGGCUGACAAUCAGGAUAUAAUUUUCACUGCCAUGUGUUGCAAGCAGUAUUUUAUGAGGUGCACUUAAUAAUUAGCACUUGUCUUUUAAAUUGUAUACCUGCACCAUGUUUAAACCUUAUAUCAGGGUGGCUAACCUAUUCCCAACCCCACCCCCUUGCUGAUCUACAGCUUCCAUCAAGCCUUUCUGACUUGGGGAGUCCAACAGCAUCUGAGUGGGUGAGUAGAGGGAGCCACCCCUACUUCACACCAUAUUUACCAAUAGCAUAUUCAUCCUCCUGAGUGCCAAUUCUUAUGUAGCCAACAUGGCGCCAUCCACAUGCAAGAGGAGAGGUAUUAGCAGCAUCAGAGAACCCAAAUGUAUGUAGUACAAAAAGAACACAAAAUGCUAGCGGGGAGCCCCCAAAAGAUUUUCCCUAAAGCAGCCCAGUGAAAACUGAACUUGCACAGAACUACAGUAGUGUCUGUUUGGGGCAUGGAGGGAAACUGAAAAUUAUGGUGGGGUGGAGGGCAGAAAGAAUGGAUGAUCCUGGAAAGGGGCAUGUUUCAAGUCCCAGUUGUAAUGUCUAAUUAUAAAAUUUCCCUUUGGACAUGCAAUGUUUAUAUCUGAUUAAUUGCAUGGCAAAAGACACUUCCUGUCAGCAUUACUGAUUUGAUAAUUCUAAUAUUCAGGAAAGCACUUAGUUGUGAAAGCCAUGUUUUUCUAACCUUUAACCUUCGGCUUACUAGUGGGUGCAAGAUGUCAAAUCCUUUACAUUCUCAGUCUUUUAUAACAUGAUAUCAAUGAUGGCAAAGAAAGAAUUUUACAUUUACUGUGCCUCACUGCCUUGCUUUAAGUUCUUUGUAUAUGCUUCUUUGUUGCUUGAUUCUUGGGUCUGCUGUGUUCAUUUGAAAAUGUUUACCUACAUACCAGAGUUUCAUUUGUUGUAGUACACCACUUAGGGCAAACAUCAAUAAAGUGAAUAGCUGGAUCUAUUGGACAGAAAGAGAGAAACUAUAACUAAGGCACCAUAUUCACUGUAAAUUUAAAGUAAUGCCAUGCCACUUUAAACAGUAAUCACUUCUUCCAAAACAUCAUGGAAACUGUAUUUUGCUAAGGGGGCUGAGAGUUGUUGGGAGACCCCUAUUUCCCCCAGAGAGGUACAAUUCCCAGAGUUCCCUUGGAAGAGGAGUUGACAGUUAAACCAACAAGAAUUGGUGUUUCCCUACUUGUGGAAUGAUCUCCCUAAGGAGACUCGCCUCGCACAUUUGUCAGACAUCUUUAGGCACUAGGCAAAAACACUUACCUUUGGCUAGUUAAACAAUCUACGACCUUUUAAACUAUUUGGGGGGAGGGUAUUGGUUUUGUUUGUUAUUGCGGUAUGUAUUUUUGUGCUUUUAUAGUGUGAACCAGCCUGUGAUCAUCUAAUGAAGGGUGGCAUAGAAAUUCUAAUAAUAAUAAUAAUGCUUUAGAUGUAUAGUGCAGAUGGGGCCCAACAUCGCUGUGUGCUAUUGAUUUAAACCAGGACUAGGGAGCCUGUGGUCAUCAUAACUACCCACUGUAGAUCAGCUCCCAUCAUAGCAAUCCACUGGUCAUGCUGACUAGGGCUGAUGGGCCCUAGUCAUCUGGAGGGCCACAGGUUCUGCAGUCAUGCUUGAAAGUAGCAUGUGAAAUGUACAAAGCCAUCCUAUUUUCAUGAGCAGUGUCCAUGGAAUUAUUCUGUAUUCACAAGGGGACUUAAGAAAAAUUCCUACCUGCUAGGCCUAUUUGGGAAUCUUUGGUGAGGGACUUCAUCAAAUCCAAAUGCAGAUUCUCUACUGUCUGACCCCUAUCUACACGCUGCUUGUCAUUCUCAAAGAACUCUAAAACAUUAAUGGGACAGGACUUUGGAGAAGCCGUGCUGAUUUCCCUCCUACAGUUCUUGUUCUUCUAUCAAGGAGUACCCUUUAGCUCUUACUCAUAUAUGUAGCUGCUUUUAAAAGGGGGGGGGUCAUUUGUGUAGCAAAACUCUUUGCUUCUGUCAUCUGGCUUCCUACAGCCAGCUUAUACUUUUCUUCAUUCUCUUGUUUAUUCCUACAACCCAUCUCCUCUCCAACACACAACUGCUUUCCUGGAUCCAAACACUGGCUUGAAUUUCAGAGCCGAGUUUGUCCCUUUCCUUUUUGAGUUGUCCCCAGUGGCCCCAUCCGGCAGAAAUACUCCACAAGAUUCAAGCCUGCCAGGGAAAGGUGGUCAUGGAACUUGUGUGGAUAUAAAAUGUGUGUUCCCCACAACAUCAUGCUGAAUUGGUUCUGAUUUAUGUCGCAUAUUGGCAGAUUUUUUUCUCUUCUAAAAAUCAAUUUAGUGGGAGACAACAUUAACACAACAGCUUGGCUGUAUUUUUAGUAGAUAUCCAUUACAUGCUAAGUAUAAGCUAAUGGAGCUGCCCUACUUGCCCAGUUUUUAAUAGUAGUGGAGCCUUUACUAGCCAACGUUUUCAUUAUAAAGGUCUUAUUUUGAUCAAAGCUCAGCUGUCACAGUUUAAAAUCUCAUUUCUUGCGACAGCUAGGAUAUAAACUCAAAGGACAGUUUAGUUAAAAUGAUUAUGAGAACUUGAAAAUACAGAAGGAAUGUAUGAUUUGAUGUAGUAACCCUAUGGCAUUUUCCUUAAAAACAAGUAGUCAUUUUAAAAAAUUUGGCACCAUGGGGUAACAGUUACAGUUCUAUUAAUUCAGCAUUAUAUUUUGCCCACAGGAAACUUAGGAACUCUUGAGUGGGUUUGUAGAAGUGAACAGGGGUCAAGCUCAGUGCUGUGAGUGGUUUCCACCACAAGCCUUUCAUAGUACAGUGGUACCUUGGCUCUUGAACGCCUCUGUAGUCAAACGUUUCAGAACUCGAAUGCCGAAAACCCAGAAGUAAAUGCCUCAAUUUUUGAACACCCUCGGAAGUCGAAAUACUGGCAUAAUCCAUAGAAGCUUUGCUUUGCUUUUGUGUCCAGAUGGGUGGGGUAUAAAUAAUAAAUUAUUAUUAUUAUUACUAUUAUCCUAGAAAAUAACUUCUCUGGCAUCCUUGCCAAUGUUGUUUUUUGAAAGGUGGACUGUUCUAGUUCAGAAGGUAGUUCUUCCUGUCUAGAAAGAUGUGUUUAAGUACACACAUUUUUCCCCUCUUUAGAUAUUUAUUCAUACAAAUGGAUGCCAAAACUGUUUCAUUCUAUGGCCUUGAGACAGUUGUGCUUUAAAAAAAAAAGAAAAUGCAGCAAUAUCGGCAAAAUGUUUUUUGACCUUCUCUUUGUUUUAUUGGGCUGUAUGAUUAAAUAAUUUUCCUCUACCAUCCUUCACUUCUGCAGAGUGACAAUACUGCCAUUGAAUAAUUUGUUUGGUAUUGGAAUCUGUCCAGAGGCAAACAUUCAGCCAUAUUCUAUGUUUUCAUUGCUAGUCUGACCUCAUUCACUCCAUCCAGGGUAGAACAUUUAAAGUAGUGUGUCCUAUGCAGAUUUUGAUUAAGAAAACAACUACUAAUGACUGGUCAAGUGGCUAAAGAGGAGAUAAUUUUUCUAUGGUAAACAUAUCUUCAGUUCUGUUCUUUAGACCAUUGAUCCUGCUGAUAGAUUGCACCUCACAAGUGGGUGACACACCUCCACCUAAGAUGAGUGGCAACAAAUGGUGUGCUGGUAAAUUUUGUAGAGUAGGAUCUUGUCAUGAUACUUGUCAUAACCACGUCCCCAAAGGAGUUCAUAGUCAUACCUUGAGCUAGCAAAGGUUGGCAUGUUAGACAUUGCUGUCCCUGAUCAGUCAUGAAGCAUGAUUAAAAUACUGUACUGUAUUUUAUACUGUAGUUACCUGGGAGUAAGCAUCACUGAACUUCAGGGGGGAGUGCUGGCAUGAAGUAGGAACCCCAUCAAAGAAAAGGAAAGAAAUAUCCCGCCUCUACAUGAUUGUUUUUGUUAUUUUCCGAUCCCCUCUAUGCUGACAACUGUAGAACUUGAAUAACUCAUUACAGUGGCAGACCUUGGCAUCUCAAGUGCCCUGUGCUAUGUCAAAAUUUGGUGCCCCCACCUCUUGCCUUCCAUACUGCAUCAUAGUUGUGGUGCCCCCAAAGCUCUGCUCCCAGUGGAACCAAACUGGUUGCGCUCCCCUAAAUCUGCCUCUGCUUAUUAUCACCUCAUUCAUCUGCAGGAUCAGGCAGGUUCUGUAGUUUACUCUGGGGCUGGGGCAGAGGGUGCCAUUGCUCCUCUUCUUAAAAAGUUUUGAAGCUGUUCUCUCCCACCCUUCCUACUCUAGUGCAGUAUAAGUUGCAUUAGUGCUAUUACUUUUCUUUUCUCAUUGUUUUAGAAGCUUUCAAAGAGAAAGAGUGACCAGAUGCACACAGAGCAGGAUGUCUGUAUCUUUAAAUAGCUGUGUAGAAAAGGGAAGUUAUGCAGGCACAACUUUUCUGAGCUUGAAAGGGCCUUGAAAGGAUGAAGACUACUUGCUUUUCUGCUGAUAUAUUUGCUUUUGAAAUUAGAAAAUUCUGGUGAUAGGUUCACAUUUACCUGCAGAAUAAUCUCUUGAUUAUUUUUUGUUGUAUGCUGAGCCUUGAAUGGUCGUCACCAUUUUGCCCCACUUACUGUCUUCAAAGUUUAAAGAUACUGCACCCAUUUACGCAAUUCAUUGUUUCAAGUGUGUCCAAAUGUCCAUACAGAACAAGGUAUGAGUAACGCAGCUGGGGAACGUGUUUAUUUUUACAUCUGAGGAAAUAGUUUUGGUCAGACUCAGUGUGAUUCUCAAGUCAUGUUAGGGUGACUCAGGGCUCUGUCCUAUCCUAAAAGAGUUUACAUAAUUUGGUCCAGGUGGUAAAGGUAUUUGAGAAAUCAAAGGACAGUCGAGGGGGAGGGAUGAGUCAUGUCACUAUUUCAGAAAAAGUAACACGUACUGCUGUCAAGUCAUUCAUAGGCCAUCACUCUAAAUAGUACAUGACUCUCAAAGAUAACGGAAUAAAAUAAAUGAGGCAUGUACCAUUGGUUUGGUUUUGGGUUUUUUUUUAAAAAAAAACAUGUUUCAUAAAGACCAGUAAAGCCUAUAUCGUGUAAGUUACCAAAAAGUAAGAGAACUGGGCAUUUUUAAUCAAAUGUCUUGCUCAUUGCUAAGUGAGCACAAGCAAGUGAAAGUCCUGUAGAUGACUGAAAAUCUAUUUAAGUUUGUAAACUAACAUAGAAAGGAAACAAUAUGGCAAACUGAAUAAACUGAAUAGCCAGCUCUCUUAUUGGCAUGCACCAUAUACAGUGGUACCUCGGGUUACAUACGCUUCAGGUUACACACUCCGCUAAGCCAGAAAUAGUGCUUCAGGUUAAGAACUUUGCUUCAGGAUAAGAACAGAAAUUGGGCUCCAGCAGCGCGGCAGCAGCAGGAGGCCCCAUUAGCUAAAGUGGUGCUUCAGGUUAAGAACAGCUUCAGGUUAAGUACGGACCUUUGGAACGAAUUAAGUACUUAACCCGAGGUACCACUGGAUAGAGUGAUUUUAGACUUUUAUUUCUACUAGGCAGUGCUUUUCUUUUAGAAAUAAGGUGCCAAUGCUCAUGAUAAAGUUGUUGCAGUAAGUGUCACGCUUUUAACCAAUGCUUUUCUUCUACCCUUGAGUACCCCCACAAAGAAGCACUGGUACUAGGGGCUAUGCCCCUGCCCCUGCCCCUGCUCCUGCUCACCAACCCCUCUGCCAUUUCCCCCUUACUAACUGCCUGGAGUUUUGCAGGCACAGAUGCAUAACAGCCAUGGCAGGUGAAGGGAAGGCCACAAGAAUGACACAGGAGACUGGUAUUGGGUUGAAUUAGGCCACAACUUUAUUGAUUACAGGAAAGAGGAGGUUUGGCUAAGGCAUUGGGCAUGUAUCCCACCUGCUACCUGAUGGGAACCUAGUGGGGUCAAACCUUUGCUGCGGAGUAGCCUCCAGCAUGGAUUGGAUGCCACAGCCCCGCACAGGCCACUGUUGGGAGAGGUGUAUGGGCCCAUUGGUCCCCCCAGCAGACUCCUGGACAGAGACAUCCCUCCUGGACCCCUCUAACAGGGUGACUAAGGAUGCAGCCCAAUGCCUUAUCCUCCCAAGUUGUGAUGGUUGCUACGAGGUAGGUGAAAACCUACAAGCCCAGCCCAUUUGCUUACAGGAGAAAGGGAGCCCUGAAUAUGGCGACCGAAUUAACCACAGCAAGGUCCAUAGGCAAUGUGCCCACUUCCGCCCUCCCUACCCCAGUGGGCCCCUAAAGACUGGGUGGAUGGAAAAAUCCCAUGACGAUCAGCCAAGAGGGCAGCUGACACCUGGACGACCCCUUAAAUAGGCUGGGCUGAGAUUGCAGCGGGCACUGCCCACCCUUUCUUGAGUGUCUGACUUGGCCAGAGGUGGGCCGCGCCUGGAAGAUAGCAGCCUCCCUGAACCCACCACUGCCAUGCCAUGCUGUAACGGCCACCCACCCGGAGUCCCAGGUGAGCAGAUAUUCCCUUCCCAUCCCAUGCAGCUACUAAGCUCAUUAUUCCCCUUCACGGCCCUGUUUUUGAUGCUGUUUUGGUCGUCUCUUCUGCAAUUCUGCUUUGCACCUUUGCUUUCACCUUCACCCUCAUGCCCUCAUGUCCGUGCUUGCUCCCCUCUCCUUUUGUGCAGCCCCUUUACACGCACACCAGCCCCUCUAGUGACUUGCUGUGCCUUUUUCCUCCCACACGUUGCAACUCCUCAGCCCCCUUUUCACCUCUGCUGUUGUUUAAUGCCACAGUUUCCCUCUGUGCCCCUCCAUAUGCUUUACUCAAAGCUCUGCCGUUGUUAAAAACCACCGUUUCCCUCUCAGUUACCUCCACCCCUGCUUUACUCAAACUUCUGCUGUUGUUUUAAACCACAACUCUUCCCCUGUCAGGGUCCCUCCCUUCUCACUCUCUUUUGACGGCUGCUGGUGCUGUGCAGCCUGCCUUCUCUUUUGCUCCCCUGCCCCACCCUGACCUCAUACAAAUCCUGGAUUGUGAUUCGGCACAACAGAUCCUUCAGUGGUGGACACAGGAAGAUAGCCUUGCAUGUUUAUGUAUAUAGGAGGAUGGGUGUAUCCAUAGGUUUUUCUAUGAUGAUGAUUUUAAAUGAGUUGUGAAACACCUCUUGGGUCAGUGAUGAAACUGAUAUUGACCGGCAGAGAGAGGAUACCAAAAUUCGUAUCAUGAGAAUUUGUAGGCAGGUCCUUGUGACAGUAUUUGUUCCCAUUUACCUACUGGCAACAUGGAAGAAUGGUGCAUGGUCUCUUUCCCAAUCAUGUCAGUUUCCAGGAUAUGUGGGAAUUUGAGAUCCUCUUUUCCCCCUAUCUUUAAGAGAUUAUUGGGGUUGGCAGUGCUGAUCAUCAGCUAGGUUUGGGUGAAGGUGAUCUAUGAUCAAAGCAGCAGGCAUGCAGUUUCCUGCUGAGUCUCUUGUUCUCUGGAUUUGAGCCAUUGUGUAGCCACAAUCACUUCCUCUUCCCCCAUGUCAGCUGGGAAAAUCUUGAAUGAGACCCAUGUGUUUGUUGUUUGUAAAACGAAAUUGUGUUUUCAGACAGAACACAUUUUAAUACAUACAUCUGUAUGCAUUUUGAAACAAUUGCCUUGCCAAAUGUCCUUUUCAAGAUGAACAAUAACAACAGUAAAGCACGUCUACUAAAAUUAGACUUUCUCCUUCUGUUUACAAAAUUCCCAUUGAAGUGCAGUAUCCUAAGUUGUAUGUUAAAAUUGCUUGCCAUUGUGUAAGCAUUCUAUAUAAAAUAGGUCAGCUUAUAGUACUGGCAUUUGGACAUUAUGUUGGCAGAACAAAUGUUAAUUUUCUACCACUCUGACAGUGCAAAGUAGAAGGCAUGUUGCACUAGAUGUUGCAUAUUAAUUGAAAAGGCUUUCAUAAUGUGCAACAUCUGGGUUGUAUGGAACGUGACAUGACAAUGAAAUACAGAAAAAUAGAUUUGUGUUAAAUAAAUGUGGAACAUCCUAAGGCACAAAAGGAAGGACUGUGUGCAUGGCUGAAAUAUUAGUCAAGCCAAGUGAGAAAUAUGAUCGUGCAUUGUUUCUAAAGUUUAUUCAGGCUGAUGGGGAAAUUCUAGACAAACCCACAAGACAGGAUUUGGAUGGCAUGUUCAACAGCCAUUGGCUUAGGUAAGCAUGGCUUGGGAGCAGAAAGGACCAGAAAGGAGCAAACCAGAUUCAAGCUCCUCCUUGGAAGCCCAUAUGUUUGUGCAGUUCCAGUAAACCAUAGUAGGGCUUUCUGUGUCAUAUGAACCAUGCCACUGCAUUUUUAAACCAAAAAUUAUUGCAUAAAAACUCAUGAUUGCUCCUGUUAUCAGACUCCCAUCUCCUUUCUAGAGAAAGCUGUUCACUCCAGCAGAUGAUUAUGUCUCAAUAUGGCAGACGUGAUCACUGAUGACAUUGUAGGGACACCUUCUCUUGAGGUGUCAGCCUCAUCACAGGCUUAAUUAACAGAUCUGUUCCCAUUAAGGGUGCCAUACGAUUGUCAUACUGAGUUUCUCUCUCCUCAAGUUCACAGCUGUCCACACCUCAGCUUGAUGGGUCAAUGAAACCAGUAGCUUAAUUAUUUUGAAGGCAAAUGUUUGGAACUCAAAUCUCUGUUCUCGGGCGGGAUUUAUCUAAAACAAUUCUAAGUCUGUGGAUCAAAAAAGAUAAUCGCAGAGAGACCUAACCGAGCUGAACACAAAGCAACAAUAUUUCUGUGCCAGGUUGCUUUUUCUUUCCCUUUCUCCUCAAAAAGACCGCCUUCUUUUACUGCACAUGAAAUAUGAAUGUUUAUUUGGCAAAAGAAUUUGUGCACGCGGUAAAUGUUUCUCUUGUUCAGAGGAAGCUGGGAAAGAAGAGUGAGGAUCACUGUCAGCACCUUUUCACCUUGUCGGAAACCAUUUACAAUGAGAAUAUGUAGAAGAUGCCUGCGACCACUUUCACUGUCCUUACCUCCCAUCUCCUAGUCUUCAUCUGCACUGUGUGCUCUGAGCAUUCCCUGGGUAGAACUUUUCCGUGUUACCUGGAUUCCUACUUUUUGCUGUGUCACAGAUCAUGUGUGCAACUUAUACCCCCCUUGAAAUCAAUGAUAAAUUAAUCACUGAAAUUGAUUUCACGGGGUCUGUUCCUAAGCAUGACUAAGGCUGCAUUUACAGCAUGUAUUUAAAGCACUAUGAUCAGUGUCAGAUUUACAUAUAAGCUAAACAAGCUAUAGCUUAGGGCCCCACUCUCUUGGGGGCCCCCAAAAAAUUAAAGGGGAAAAAACUGGAUCUACAUUUCCAAAAUAUAAGAUAAAACCUACAUACAGCAACAGUGUUUUGUGUUGUGUAGUCUCCUAUGGGGCCCCACCUGCUAGCCUGCUCCCUAAAAUAUCACUGGUUUGCUCAUUUCUCUAUCAAUUACUUUUAUAAAAUACAUAGUUUGUUAUGUGCAAAUGGCUUUAGAUACCUAUUACUGUAGGUCCAAAAAUUACCAUAUAGCAUAUAUUCCACACAAAAAACAGCAACAAUUUGUUGUUGACAAAGGACAGCUGGACAUAUAAAGGGCCCCAUUACCUUCAGUAGCUUAGGGCCUCAUCAAACCUAAAUCCGGCCCUGACUAUGAUACAUCUAUAAACAGUCAUGACUUGCCCCCCAAAGGAUCCUAGGAGCUGUUUGUCAAGGGUGCUUAGAGUUGUAGGGAGACUUCUAUUCCCGUCACAGAGCUAUAAUUCGCAGCAUAGUUUUAACAAUCAAGCCCUCUUCACAGAAAGCUCUGGGAAGGGAAUAGUGGCAUCUCAGCAAACUCUCAGCACCAAACAUGACAGUGGUCUCAUAGUGCUUUAAAUGUAUGGGGUGAAUGUGGCCUAAAUCUGGAUCCAACCCAUAAAUUCUGUGUACAGAGAGCAGAUGAGGACAUGGAGGUCAGAAGUGGGCACAGCAGCUGGUAUCUCUCUUCAGAAGCAUGUGUUUUUUCAGACUUAUGUGUCAAGAGCCAUAGAUAUUUGUGACUUGUUUCUGAACACUAUCCUGAUAAAUGUUCAUGUUCAUGGAAUACCAUGUAGCAUCAGAAAGCUAGUUAUUCUUUCCCCAUAAUCUUCUGGCAAUUCUAUUUUUUGUUUUUCUUUAAUUAUUGAAGCCCCCUUUCCAAAAGUGUGUUAUAAAAAAAUUAUACAUCAUGUGGUGCAACAUGUUUAGUCCUUCAAAUUUCAGGAUUAAAAAGUGGGAUUAUCUGCUGAGUAAUUUUCCUGCUUCACUUUUUAAUUGGUGUGGUAACCCCACAGUUGCCUUGUAAACUUUAAGAGUGCAGUUUGAUCUGUCAAACUGUAUUAGUUAUGCAGCAGUUUCUACCUUGAGGCCUCCCAAACUAUGACUGACCAUGCAACAUUUCUGCUGCAAACAAUAAUUCUAGAUGACAGUAUCCCUUUGGUUUCUGUGCAUCUAUGAAGCAAAUGCAGAGCAGAGGUCAUUAUCAUCACAAGCUGUUAUGUAACUGCAUAGAACAAAAGCAUGCAUUCCUGUGCUUUAACGUGGGGCAACGUAUUCUUAGAGACUCAGCUAUCCGACGGUGCCUAAGAGCCAAGCUACACAUCCAACUUUAAAAUAACUUUUGUGUCAACAAAUGGCAUUUACCUGUGCUUUUGUCAAGCAUGAAUUCAAAACUGCUGUCUUACCCCAUUAUUAACUCAUCCCUCAAGAGCCAAGCAUGACGGAAAUAAUCUCAUUUUUAAAGCAGAAAGAAAAGCUUAAUUUUCCUGUGAGGCAAUCUCGGGGGGCGGGGGGAGGUCUGCUAUUAUAUCCCCAGCGGAAGAUCUUUGUCUGUUUCCUUUCAGGACAGAGAAGCCAAAGCUUUGAAUAGCUAGGUGCAGCCUAGGUAAAGGGUAAAGGGACCCCUGACCAUUAGGUCCAGUCACGGAUGACUCUGGGGUCGUGGUGCUCAUCUCGCUUUACUGGCCGAGGGAGCCGGUGUACAGCUUCCGGGUCAUGUGGCCAGCAUGACUAAGCCGCUUCUGGCGAACCAGAGAAGCGUAUGGAAACCCCACUUACCUUCUCGCCGCGAUACCUAUUUAUCUACUUGCACUUUGACGUGCUUUCAAACUGCUAGGUUGGCAGGAGCCGGGACCGAGCAACGGGAGCUUACCCCAUUGCAGGGAUUCGAACCACCAACCUUCUGACCGGCAAGCCCUAGGCUCUCUGGUUUAACCCACAGUGCCACCUGCCUAGGUGCAGGUAAACAGAAAAUUUAAGCUGAUACUUUUUACCCCUAACACCAAAAUAAAUUUACUGGUUUGUGGGGGUGAGGGAUCAGGUGUCAGCAAUACUGAGAUGUCUAAAUAAUACAUGCAAGCAAUGCAUGUAUUAAUUUGGGCUUUUGUUCCAAUAAAAUCAAGUUAGUUUUAAUUGAUUAAGUACAGUAAUUGAUUAAAUCCAUAUAGAUUUGCAUACAAUUGAAACAAUAGUUUUGAAGGCAAGCCUUUGCUUUCAGAUGGAUAUAUGUGUGUGAUGUCACUACAGAUGUUAGCUUAGAAAAGUAAUUAGACAUCAUGUCCACUCCAGGUGCCCAAGAGGCUAGCUCUGCCACUGCCCCCAUCCGGGCAUUCAGACAGAAUCCUUCCCCCUGGACCUCUUUACCGGGGUACCCUGAUAUUUGAUCAAGAAGUAGUGUGUAGGACUCCUUUCCUCUGUUUAGGCUAAGGAUGUAACUCAAUGCCUUUUUCUGUCAGCAAGUUGUGACAGUUGCCAGAUAGGCCCAAUUCUUCCCUGGCCCCAAAUACAGCGACCAAGUAACUCCAUAGCAAGGCUGUCCAUUUACCCAUGGUCAGCUGAGGCUGAUGACAACACCAGCUGGCCCCAUGGGAAAGAAUCUCCCCUCCCAGUUUGCCCAUAGCCAUGCCAGGCUGCAACUGCCGCCGCUGCCAAAAUGGUAAGCGGUUUUGUGUUCCUUUCUAAUAAUGAAUGAACAAGUCAUCAACUAAAAGCAGCUAAGUCAAAACACCAAUUUUAGUUCCUCGAUGAGAUGAAGCUGGCUGAAAUCCAGAUAUUUUAGUUUAAACAGUUACUGCAUCAGAGUGAUGAAUGAUUAACCUCUGCAAAAACUAUAAAUCAUCAAAUCUGUAAUUUACUGCCUAACCUUAUAAAAACCUCAGACACACUCUCCUGCAGAAUCCACUCCUGCUUAAGCUUUUAAUAUUCUCUCUGUACUGUAUUGAUCUGCUUCACCGUGGUUUAAUUAAACUAAGUGAAUUAUAUUAUUAAGGUAUAAUUAUUUCAGAAGAGUCUUUAGAAUACAAUAACAUAAUGGAUUGGAAAACCAUUUUACGAAGUGACAUAUAUGCUUCAGAUUAUUGUGUGCAUUCUUUGAGACAUUGAGGGUAUUAUCAGGCAUAGGCAACCUUCGGCUCUCCAGAUAUUUUGGACUACAACUCCCAUGAUCCCUAGCUAACAGGACCAGUUGUCAGGGAUGAUGGGAAUUGUAGUCCAAAAUAUCUGGAGGGCUGAAGGUUGCCGUUGCCUGCAAUAGAUUGUCAAUAACAACUGCCGCCUAAUAACAACAACUAAAAAUCCUCCCCAUUCCUAAGUUACAUAGGUUGCUGAAAAAGAAGUUUGGCAGGAAAACCAGUAGUGGAUUCUUGUGUGAAAGGAAUUGUAAGCUUCAUUCAGAUAAUGAUCACAAAUUCCUAGGCUGGGUAUGAGUUCAGAGGCACCAUGUUUUUUAAUUCUUAGCAUAUGUCUUCCCACCCGACUACCAUUUUGUACUGGGCUCUGGCUGGUGGAUCUAAAAUAUUAAGCAUAUCCCACAAGUUCCAUCCUGCCAGGUGAGUGGUUUGUAGCAGUCAAUACCAAUAGUAGCCUAACUGGCUUUGAAAGGCAUAGGAGGUGAACUUGCAUGGGACUGAUCAAUAAUACUAUGUGUGUUUUACUAUGCCACGGGUAUAUAUAAUGUCACUGUGUUGAACAGAAAACACUUUCAUCAAAGAUUUACCUUAUAAUGCUAAUUAAAAGAUGGAAGGAUAUAGUUGCAAGGAAAGUGUUCAGCUCUCCUCUCCUGCCAACAAUUCUCUGUGGCAAAUUGCUUCCUCUUGAUCAGUUUUGAUCCAGUGUUUAUUCACCUGAUCUCCAAGAUCAGAACUAAGCCAGAAUGAGGGGGUGGGGGCAUUUGCAGAAUAGUGGGCAGAUGAUGGAAAGGCAUGUCAGUUAACCCAUACAAUUGCCCUGGACUCAGCCACACAUUUAUGUUACCUCAGAAAACAUAGGUUUGGGGACAUAUGAGUGCUAAGGAAACAGACAGUUUUGCCCUAAAAUGUAAUACAGUGGUACCUCUACUUACGAACAUGACCUGUUUUAGGGUGCCGUUCGCACCCCGAAAAGUCCGUAAGUAGAGUGCUGCUACUGCGCAUACGCGAAGCACGCAGAUUGCAUCUGUGCGCAUGCGCACAGGGAACCCGGAAGUAAACACUUUCGGGUUUGCUGCGUUCGUAACCUGAAAAGCCGCAAUGUGAAGCAAGCGUAACACAAGGUAUGACUGUACUGGUGGCUUCUGUUACAAGAAUUUUAAAAUACAUUAUGCGAACCUUAUACUGACACCUGACAGCAUAUUUUACUGUUCAGUGGAAUAUAACUCUAGACCUUUGGUACUUUUCAAAGCAGGGCAUAGGCCCUUCAUAUUAAUCUGAGAGAGGCAUUUCAUUCCUAUUGUUUUCAAAAGUUCUCAGAAAUUUUCCAGCGCUCAAGCUUUAGUUCUGUUAGAUUUUCUGAAAUUGGAGAUUAAAUCAGUACAAUAUUUUCAUGCUAAAUGUUUUCCUCUUGCAUAUUGUCUCCAUCUUUGCAGGAAUUUGCUGCACUUACAAAAGAGCUAAAUGCAUGCAGGGAACAACUACUGGAAAAAGAAGAAGAAAUUUCUGAACUGAAAGCUGAAAGGAAUAACACAAGAGUAAGUAUAAAAACAAUCAGUUAUGCGUUUUCUGUACAACAGUGUAUCAGAUAAUUUUAGCACUGCUUUUUAUCUUAUAAAAUUCUAUGAGAAUUGUGAAAAUACAUUCUGUGCCUGGGUGGGGGAAUCUGUAGUUCUCCAGAUGUUGAUGGACCAAAACCAUCGUGCCUGACUAUUGACAUGCUGGCUGCAGCUGAUGGAAGUUAGAAUCCAACAAUAUUUGCAGAGCCACCAGUUCAUCAAUGUCAUUCUUUUGUAAUAGCCUUUUGAUAGUUCAAGUGGUUUGUUUGGAAAUUCAUAUCUCGAGUUCUAUUUUCCACCUGCUCUUUGGGGAGUAGUUUAAAAGUAGACAUUCACUGAUCAGAUUUGGGUUCAUUUAGCAUUUAUUAACUUUCUGGAUUUCUCCCAGUCUGGCUUUUGAUCAAAGUGUGAAAUUGAACAGUGUCUAGCACCAAAAAGAUUGACAGGGAAAAUUUGGCUUCUAAUCAGUUGAUUCCCAAAACCUUUUCAUGGUCAAUGUUGUUACUAGAAUAUGACAGUGUGUGGACUGGUGAACAUUCCUGGGAUAAUUUUUGAGCAGUUCUGACUUUUCAGAGCAGCGAUAUGCCAAAGAGUGCUAAUGUAUGAUGAGUAGAGGAGUCUUCCUUACAGAAUUCCUAUCUCCCUACCUUUCUGAUCAAUGUUUAUACUGAACCAGUUUAUAUAUGGAAUUUUGGAGUUAGUGUUAUAAGCAUGAUGAAACCUGGUCAUGUGUUUGAUGUUUCUUCCAACCCAUGUACUACCAGUUUCACAGUGAUUUCCUUCAGAAUGGAUAAAUAUAUGUAUGGAAAGAAAAGUAUCUUUGAUGCCUUCAUCCAUUAGGCAGAAGUUGCAUUUGGUAAAGCAAAUACCACUUUGUAGAAGUUGGGAUCCACAGGAAAAGGCAUAUCUUUGGCAGCUUCUUAAUUUAAGAGCUGUAUUGUCUAGGACCCCCUUACUGAUUUUCCCAGUUGUGAUGUAUGGAAGUGAGAGCUGGACCACAAAGAAGGCUUGUCGCCUGGAGAAUUGAUGCUUUUGAAUUGUGGUGCUGGAGGAGACUCUUGAGAGUCCCAUGGACUGCAAGAAGAUCAAACCUAUCCAUUCUGAAGGAAAUCAGCCCUGAGUGCUCACUGGAAGGACAGAUCCUGAAGCUGAGGCUCCAAUACUUUGGCCACCUCAUGAGAAGAGAAGACUCUCUGGAAAAAAAUCUGAUGUUGGGUAAGAUGGAGGGCACAAGGAGGAGGGGAUGACAGAGCACGAGAUGGUUGUACAGUGUUAUAGAAGCGACCAACAUGAAUUUGAUGAAACUGCGGGAGGCAGUGGAAGACAGGAGUGCCUGGUGUGCUCUGGUCCGAAGAGUCGGACACAACUAAUCGACUAAACAAUGACAACAACAAUUGUGUAGUACUGCUGCCCUCCUGGAUCCUCAACAUCACCUGGAUAUGUAUCCUGUCUCUGGCAGCAGUUUUAUUCAGACAUUCAGUACCCAGCCCCCUUGAUGAUGCUCCAUGUUCUGGUUAGGUCUGGUUAUUUGUGGGGCCUGCCUGGUGUUUUCACAUGAGUAGAAUGUGUGCUUUUAUUUAAAAUGCAUCUCUGGGUUAUUUGUGGGGCAUAGGAAUUUGUUCAUUCCCCCCCCCAAAAAAAUAUAUAGUCCGUCCCACCACACGGCCUGAGGGACGGUGGACCGGCCCACAGCUGGAAAAGGUUGCUGACCCCUGGACUUCAUGAUCCUCAGGGUCUCUUCCAACUCUAUGAUUAACUUAGGACCAUUAACUUCAAUGGAUCUGCUCUGGGGAAAACUUAAUUGGAUUCAAUCUAUAGGCUCUAGCAGAGUCUUGCCCAGUUUUUCCAGAAAUUGUUAAUAUAUAUACAGUGGUGCCCCGCAAGACGAAUGCCUCGCAAGACGGAAAACUCGCUAGACGAAAGAGUUUUCCGUUUUGGAGGUGCUUCGCAAAACGAAUCUCCUAUGGGCUUGCUUCGCAAGACGAAAAUGUCUUGCGAGUUCCUGCAGGUUUUUUUUCCUUCCCCCCCCUUUUUCUAAGCCGCUAAGCCGCUUAUCCGCUAAGCCGAUAAGCCGCUAAAAGCCGCUAAUAGUGCUCAUAGCGCUAAUCCGCUAAUCCGUCAAUGGGCUUGCUUCACAAGACGAAAAAACCGCUAGACGAAGAGACUCACAGAACGGAUUCUUUUCGUCUUGCGAGGCACCACUGUAAUGGGAAACUCCUAUAUGUUCUUACCAAAGAGCCAUUAAAAAAUCUGCUAUUCUAUUAAAAAGCAAAACAUACCAUGCCAUGUUCUGCAGUGAGAGAGAUGCAAAUAUAGACAUAUUGGUUGCCAAUAGACAACAGAACCCGCACAUAAUUUGUUUUAAAGAAAACAUAGCAAGAAAACGACUACAUUGCCCUCUCACUUUUGGCAAUACAAAUGUUUUUGAACAAUCUUUUUAAAGGGGGGUUUCAACUCUAAAUGAAUGUGCAAUUAAUAAGAAAAAGAAUUACAGUGGUGCCUCGCAAGACGAAAUUAAUCCGUUCCGCAAGAGUCUUCGUCUAGCGGUUUUUUCGUCUUGCGAAGCAAGCCCAUUGACGGAUUAGCGCUAUUAGCGCUAUCAGCUGUUUAGCGGCUAUUAAAGGCUUAAAGGCUUAGGGGAUUAGCUGCUAAAAGGCUAUUAAAGGCUAUUAAAGGCUUAGCAGAUUAGAUAAAGGGGGAAAGCGGAAAUAAACUCUAGACUCGCAAGGUAUUUUCGUCUUGCGAAGCAAGCCCAUAGGGGAAUUCGUCCUGCGAAGCAACUUCAAAACGGAAAACCCUUUCGUCUAGCGGUUUUUCCGUCUUGCGAGGCAUUCGUCUUGCGGGGCACCACUGUACUGUGUGAUUUUAUUAACGGGCAGUCUUUAAAAAAAGCACAAUUAAAAAUUUAAGUAGUGCUUUAUGAUUUCACUGAAUAAGGAUAUCAUUCCACCUUACAGCCAUCUUACAAAUUAAAAGCAGAAGCCUGCUGUAUAAGUAAAAUAUGUCACAGCCAUUCUUUCAUACCUGGAAGAUAGGCUAGGAAGCUGCUUUAUACCAAGUCAGACCAUUGGUCCAUUUCACUCAGUACUGUCUACAAUGAUUGGCUGAAGUUGACCCAAGCCUUGGGCUGAUUAAACAAUCUGUAGCCUUAAAUGUUUAUGACGGGUGCUGUGUUUUGCUGCUGCUGUUAUGUAUUUUGUGUUUUUUAUACUGCAAACUGUCCUGUGAUCUUUGGAUGAAGGACAAAAUAUAAAUUAAAUAAAUAAAAAUAGUCAGGUUCAGAUUUUAAAAAUAAUAAAAUGACAGUAAAUAACCCUAAAUAUAUGUAACUUGCCUUUUCCUAUGCAAGGCUAGAAAGACAGACUAGAAUUAAGAAUACACAAAGAAACAUCACGCUGCUACAUCCCAGUUAAGGGAUUGUUAUAAUAGUUGCUUGUUCGCUGCCUUUGUUCAACAUGAUGUCUAAUUUAAAUAUUACAGUUCCCAGGUGAUGGCUGCCGAAAAAUCCUUACGCGAAAGUUUCUUACCCCAUGUAGCAGUGCAAAUGUAUGCAGCAUCCCCAUACUGUUUCUAAAGAUAUGCACUGUUGACACAGAAAUGCUGUAUGUGUUCAGCACAACACACACGGCAAGAAGGUUUAAAGUGUUAAACAUUAUACAAAAAAAAUGUGUGGGGCAGCUUUCCUGUUGGGGGGGUGGGGGGGGUAGUCUCUUAAACUAGCCCUGACAUCAAUCUAUCUGAUGGCUGGUAUCAAACAAAUUCAAAACCAGCAGCUGCCAACUUUAAUUAUACCAAUGGGAACUUUUGGGUUUUUGAGAGAGUGCCAUGGGCACUCCACCAUCUAUGGGCACUGCUCUCUUCCCUACCUUGGAUGAGCCCCCAGAGAAAGCACAAAACAUACUUCACUUUUUGAAGCAAUCUUAGGUGAAAGUCAGAUCCAUUAAAGAUAAUCUGAGCCUUGAAAAGACAAAAAAAAAUUAAAGAGGAAGUGGACAAGAGAAUCAAGGGAGAAAAAAGUAACCUGCCUCACCAUCUCAUGACCAAAGGGGCAAUGAGAAGGAGAGUUGAGAGGUUUUGUGGUGCCAGGGGGCACUGGCAGAGGAACAGGGGUGCGGGUGGAGUGCACUGUGCCGGCGGCAUGAUCCCAGUGGGGUGCCAUCGCGGCUACACCCCCCGCUGGGCACCAUGCCCUGCAGGUGGCACACCACUCCCCCAGGACACACACCACGCCCCCACCUGCUCUCCGCCUCCCCGCCAGAGAUUGAAGCUUCGCCACUACCAGGGGGAGACAUUAAGGGUGCCAUUACAUCCACAAGCGCCAAGUUGGUAGUCCAAAUUUGAACACUGUAAUACAAAAUUCAUCUCUGGAGGUUAAAUACAAAAGAGAAUGCGCCAUAUAUGAUACAAGAACAGUAGAUAUUUGGUGAGCCUGGGUGUCUAUAAUUUUAUGACAUUUACUGUCGGGUACAUAAUAUUUAUAGAGAGCAGUGUUCUGACGUCAGAUCAACACUCAUCCCUGGAUAACAUCUGCAAAAACACCACAUAGUGUGUUUUGAAUGCCUUUCCCACAAUGUAGUUUCAGAUUUGCUUUAUAUACAGUUAGAUUCCACGACGCACACCUUUUGAAAAAGAAAAUAGCUAAGUAAUUAUCCUCCUUUAAGGCAAUAUUUUUUGUUUUGUAGGUUCAGCAUUAAUUGUUGUUGUUGUUAUUUAGUCAUUUAGUCGUGUCCGACUCUUCGUGACCCCAUGGACCAGAGCACGCCAGGCACUCCUGUCUUCCACUGCCUCCCGCAGUUUGUUCAAACUCAUGCUGGUAGCUUCAAGAACACUGUCCAACCAUCUCAUCCUCUGUCGUCCCCUUCUCCUUGUGCCCUCCAUCUUUUCCAGGGAGUCUUCUCUUCUUAUGAGGUGGCCAAAGUAUUGGAGCCUCAGCUUCAGGAUCUGUCCUUCCAGUGAGCACUCAGGGCUGAUUUCCUUAAGAAUGGAUAGGUUUGAUCUUCUUGCAGUCCAUGGGACUCUCAAGAGUCUCCUCCAGCACCAUAAUUCAAAAGCAUCAAUUCUUCAGCGAUCAGCCUUCUUUAUGGUCCAGCUUUCACUUCCAUACAUCACUACUGGGAAAACCAUAGCUUUUACUAUACGGACCUUUGUCGGCAAGGUGAUGUUUCUGCUUUUUAAGAUGCUGUCCAGGUUUGUCAUUGCUUUUUCCCCAAGAAGCAGGCGUCUUUUAAUUUUGUGGCUGCUGUCACCAUCUGCAGUGAUCAUGGAGCCCAAGAAAGUAAAAUCUCUCACUGCCUCCAUUUCUUCCCCUUCUCUUUGCCAGGAGGUGAUGGGCCCAGUGGCCAUGAUCUUCGUUUUUUUGAUGUUGAGCUUCAGACCAUAUUUUGCUUUCUCCUCGUUCACACCCUCAUUAAGAGGUUCUUUAAUUCCUCCUCACUUUCUGCAAUCAAUGUUGUGUCAUCUGUAUAUCUGAGGCUGUUAAUAUUGGGCAUAAUGGGGUGUAAGGGAGCAACAUAUAUUAUGCCAGUAGAGAAAAACUCUCUAUAGUUGCUUAAGAUAAAUAUGCACCCUGGCACAAACAUUUAACUGUCAGGAGCUGCUCACUUUCAUAGGCCUUAAGUUCUGUAUGUAUUUGUUAAAUGUUUGAACAGACAUGCAAGGGGAAGUGCGGGGAAGUGAAUGGAAUGGGAGGUGCAGGUUUGGAUCCCUGCUGAGUCACGGAAGCUGACUCUGGGCUGAGUCAUAUUUCUUACAGCAUUGUUCUGAGAUAGGAAUUGUGAAGCCACUCAAAAAUGUUGACAGACAUAAAUAUCCCUUGACUCCAUGUUUUCAUUUAUGCAGCGGAGCAUUUUGUUUUCUACAACAUAACAACCCUGCAGUGGAAAGUCUUUAUUUUGACCUCUGUGUAUGCAUCUAUAGCUGCAAUUAAUUUUUUUGUGGUGUGGGAAAAGUAAAGGAUCCAUUAUUCACUUCUUGGAGUUAGUUCAGCGUAACACUAUGAUGUGCUGUGCUUGCUAUAAAAUAGCAUAAGUGAGUGGGGCAGUGUUAAAGUAGUGUUGUGAGUUGUGGGGCAGGGGGGAGAGUAGGCUGUUUGCUGAGACCCUUCUAACCCCUGGAUCCAGCAGCUGUUAAAAUAUAAGCCAGGCUAGCUUCCUGGUGAGGUGAUAGCCUAGGUAAUGGGCCAUUAAGGAAACAAAGGAAAUGGGUCUGUGCCUGAUGAAAAAUUGGGUGGACUCCCUCCCUCAACUGACCGGUAGUUAAAAAGAAAUGGCCAGGGUUGAGAACUGCAUGAGGUGAGCUAGAAGCUGGAAGAAAAGCUGCAGACUGGGAAGCCAGAGAGAGUCAGCGCUUGAUUUCUGUUUGAAUCCAAGGCUGCGGCUAUGAGGGAAGCAAUAGGAGCAAACUGCAAUCCAGGAAAAACCUGAGUUGCUGUUUGUUGCACUUAAGCUUUAAAUAGUGGGUUUUCACGGGGAAAGCUCUAGGGCAACAAAAAGAACACUCAGACAUGGAGCUUUUCAGUAUGGACCUGUGCCUGGAAAGAGCAGGGCAAAAGGUGUGGAUAAGCCCUCUCUUUAUUCACCUCUCCUCAAGUCUGUUCCUGCAGCCAUGAAUGUGGGAAAUACAUUACAAAUGGUUACAAUAGGGAGUUUGUUACAUGAGUGCUGGCAUUGGAUACAACCCCUUUUGAUCAAAUACAGAAACUCGAAAUGUUAAUGAAAAACGUUUGUUUGUUUUUUGCAUAUCUGUUCACGUUUUGAAAUGCAGUUGUGCAACUAAUUUCAGCAUUGGUUACAUACUGCACUGUGAUUUGUUUCUUUAAUCUGAUGGUUUAAGUAGUUCCAUUUAACAAUAUUUCAAUGUCCUAAAAUGUCUUAGUUUGGACACAACAAAGGUGAGUGGAACAAUUUGCCAUCUUGGAAAAUUUGCAUGAGAGUUCAGUAGAUAUUAAUCACAUUUAUACUUUAUUCCCCUUUAUGUUCUCUGCAAUAAUAUCAUGGAAAACUGCCAAACAGAGUCACCAUAAACCUUCAAGAACGGUGAAACCUGCCUGUGUCAUUAUCAUUUUGAACUAGAAUUAUGGUGCCGGUGACCUUCAGGUGAAAAUGAGCUAACUUUCUUUUUAUAUAUAUAUAUUGAAUCCAAUAGCUGUUACUGGAACAUUUGGAGUGCCUUGUUUCAAGACAUGAAAGGUCGCUGAGAAUGACAGUGGUGAAACGGCAAGCACAGUCCCCCUCAGGAGUCUCCAGUGAAGUCGAGGUUCUGAAAGCACUGAAAUCGUUGUUUGAACACCACAAGGCUUUAGAUGAGAAGGUAAAGUAUGGGGAAUCAGCUUACUGACUCAGCAUAUAUUUCUUAAGCUUUGUCAUGGAUGCCUACACUAGACUAGAUCCCUCAUUCUCUUGGCAUAUGUAGCAUAAUAGUGUUUCCAGGGUGCCAUUUUGUAUUCUUCCAAGGUCACGACAGAGGCACCAGGCCUCACACCCUGAAUUUCCAUGGGACUUAUGCAGGGCCAUGGGCCCUUCCAGGAAGUCAAACCCAGUCCAUUCAGGCUAGUAGCAUACUGUAAGUUGUUUAUAUUCCCUUUUAGGACCAGAGAGACGGCGGAGGGGAGCUGGAGAUAGAGAGAAAAUCUCUGGUGCUGUCCCCAAAGCAGGCAUCAAGUUAUCAAGCUGCAUUUACCCAUCCAAGUUGAACUAAAUAUUCUCACUACAUUUAAAGCACAUUUAUACUACUUCAACAGUCAUGGCUUCCCCUAAAGACCCAGGGAACUAUAGUUUACAACUCACAGACUUAUAAUUCCCAGAACCCAUUACAAACCACAGUUCCUAUAAUACUUUGUGGGAAGUUAUGUACUUUAAAUGUAUGGUGUGGGUGUGACUGCCUGAUCCAAAAAUGUGCAGUCAUUUCAAACAAUUAAAAAACCCAUCAUUCAACUGUAUGGGAGGAAAGGAGGUGAGAGAGGAGAGGUUUAACCCAAUCCUUGUUCCCCUUCGCAAGCAACUGAUCAGCAGAAUGUUAAUAUUUCUGAAAGGACCCCCAUAUUCAUGUAUGAAUACAGGGGUACCUAGGCUUGCCAUACGUCAGGAAAAUUCCUGACAUAUCCUGGUUUUCUGGUGUAAAAAUGGCAUUGGAAGAAUUUUGCCAAAUCCACAAAAUGUCAGGGGAAACCCAGUUACAGUAUAUGGCAAUGCGAUGGAAAAAGCAGCAGAAAUGGCUCCAAAACCUUAAAGUCACUAUUUUGGGGAAAUAUUUCCCCAAAGAAGCUCAACAAUCUUGGUAGUUUCCUAAGAAAAUCUCAACAACUUUGCAGGUGUCAGGAAUUUUAUUGUCUCUUAUUUCCACUAUGAGGAUAGCAGUCUCAGUUCCCCUACAUUGCUUAUAUGUGUCUAUUCCUCCUCCUGUAUUCAUUAAUAGUGUAAUGGCCUGUCUUCUAUUGAGUUAAAAGCCAAGACAGUGUUCAUGAAAAACAUAAAAUUGUCUUGCAAUACGUUGUCAACAGUUUGUGAGAAUACCACCAGCAGCUGCAAGUGUGUGAACUGGCAGAUUGUGCCCUGCAUGGUGCCUGAGAGGGUUCACGCCUAUGUGUUGAUAUGAAUAUGCACUAGAAACGAUGCAUCUGACAUCCACUCAGAGAUUUAAAUUUUAAACACCGUGGGGAACUCCUAAACAAUGGUAUCUCACCCUAACAAAAUUGUAAAAUAAAAAUAAAAACGGGAUAAUGAUUUAUCAGGAGCAGGUACCAGGCAGCAGGGAGGGGCAGCUAUGAUAAAUAAGGAAAGUCAAGGCAUAUGGGUCACUUGUCUAUGGCCCUAGAAGCUGGCUUGUGUAGAGUGGUCUGUUUGUAGGGAACUAUAUUACCUUUAGGAAGAAAUCCCACAGAGAUUCAUUACAGUCUAAAUAGGGCAGUACGUAUUGUGCCUGAAUCACGAUCGCACCAUAUUUUGACAUGCUUCUUCUAGGUGACGUGAAAAUCAUUUAUUGUGCUUUUUUAUCUGAAAUGAAGUUUUGCAAUUUAGCUGUGCAUAGUAAGAGAUGAGUAACUGAGGCCAAUGCUAUGCAAAGACAUUUAAACAAUAUUUUAAAUGUCCCUGGAAGUUUUUGGGUUUUCUGCUGAACUUAAGUUGUAGCUGGGACUUACAUAAUGGAGCAUUACUAGCAGUAGUCUUUGGAGAUUAGUAUGGUUUAUAGACUAAUUUCACUUUACAGUAUUUGAGACUGAUUAAAAAAAAAAAACCAUUAGGGAAGUGCUAACGCCUUGUUUUCUCAAACUGCUUUAAUUAAUGAGAAAUGAACUUGAACUUUCUGCAAGCAAUUAAUCAGAAACAUCCUACGUAUUGUACAUUUUGUGUUUUGAACUCAGAAUUGAAAUUGAAGGAUUUUCUCUGGCGGUUUGAGUGACACCAGGUAUGUUACGAAGCAAGUGGUAAGCGUUGAAUCUGCACUAAGGUGAUUGCCUGCUUAUUUCUGAGUGAUUCACCAGACCUUCUGAACUGCUACAAACCUUCCAAAAGUGGAUUGAAUGCUGGUGCGUUGAAUUAUUGAUCAUAAAUCCAUCCGGCCCAUGGAAUCAGUCUGAGUGCAACAUGCAGCAACAAUGUAACCACAACUUCACUUGCAGAUUCAGCACUCCCCAAUUGCCCAGUAAGCCAUGUCCCAACCAACUAAUGGGAUAUGUCUGAAGGUUCAUUGGCUAUUCCUCCCUACCCAACCCAAUAGAGAUUUGGGGAUCUGGGUAUGUGGUGAUGUUUCUUACAUGACUAGUCAAGUUAACCAUAGGCCAUUAUUCAACAAAGGCUUCUAGAGCAGACUGGUUCGGAAUCUUGAAAGUUAAAAACAGUGGUACCUUGGUUCUCAAACUUAAUCCAUUUCGGAAGUCCAUUCCAAAACCAAGACACUCUUUUCCAUAGAAAGUAAUGCAAAAUCGACUAAUCCAUUCCAGACUUUUAAAAACAACCCCAAAAAUUUAACAUGAAUUUUACUAUCUAACGAGACCAUUGAUCCAUAAAAUGAAAGUAAUAAAUAAUGUACUGCAGUCACACAAUCAAUCAGUAGUUGAACUGGGUUCCACACAGUCACAAAAAAGAGCCACAAAAAUGCAAAAUAAAUAGCAAAAACAGACAGACCUCAGCGUAACACUCAAAACAGAGCAUGUUUUACUUUCAAAAAAAGUUUGCAAACCAGAACACUUACCUCUGGGUUUGCAGUGUUUGGGUUCCAAGUUGUUUGAGUACCAAAGCAUUUGAGAACCAAGAUACCACUGUAUAGCAAAUGGAUGGACUCAGUUUAUGUGUGGGUGCAGCAGCUUCAUAUGGAGAAACUACCCAAGUCUCGCUAGAGCCCUGUCUUCCCCAGUUCCUUUUAGCCAUAAAAACUGCAUGGCAAUACACCCAAGCCACACAAUGGGGUAUAUGUGCCUCAAGUGCUCCCAUCUAUUUAUUAUUUCAAGUUCUAGAGCACAAAUAAUUUGAAUGGUACAAUUUUCUUCUUCUUCUAGGUAAGGGAACGACUGAGGGUUUCUUUAGAAAGAGUCUCAGCACUUGAGGAGGAACUAGCAGCUGCUAAUCAGGAGGUAAAUACAGAACUUUUCUCUGUCUUGUAUGGUGUAACUUUUUAAUCAUAUCAUUUUGUGGAUUAACAUUAGAUUUACAACCUGUGUAGAUACUGCUUUGGCUCUAUUCUGAAAAUUUAGGCAACCUUUAGGCAACCUUUUUAGGCUACUUUUAAAGGGGUAUGAUUUUUGUUUUUUUGUUUUUUCUGGGGAGGGGAUUGCCUUAAGUUGCUAGAAGCCCACAGCAUCGAAGAUAGCAGGAAAGUUUAAAAACGAAUUGUGAUACUUAUGUUACAAUCGAAGAGCAUGGGUUUAUACAGCUCCUUUUUCAAUACAUUCACUGCAAAACUCUGUCUUCACUCACAAGGUGCUUCCUCCCCUCCCUCUAUCAGCACCACCAUACAGAAUAACAUCUUAGGACAUUAAAUUCGAUGCUCAUUUUUUGUCAUAAUCAUGCAAUUUCUCCCUCCUAUUUUUGAAGAUGGGAAGAAUCAUAUGAACUGGACCUCCAGCCAUUGUGGAGUGUUCAGUUCACACUGCUAUCUACAUGUAGCAGUGAGGGAGCAAGUUUGCUACUCCACUCUAUGAGCAGGGAUGCUGUCCCAGCAAAUGUAUGAACAAGAGCACUCCUCCGUUCCUGCUGUUUGCAAAAUGGUCCUUUUACUGAAGUGUUUAAAAAUUGUUUCUUUACUUGAUUCCAUGAGUACAUACAUUACGUCCUCUAACAGUGAACUCAGGUGCUAAGUACCACUAAAAGCUGAGCCAAAAAUGGGGCUACUGAGAAAUAAGAGGAAGGUCUCUGCAGGCUUGGGAGAAUAUUGAGGUUUGGAGAAGCACAACAAAGCAUUUAUUAAAUAAAUCAAGGGGGCAAAACACAAUCUAAUGAGAACUGAGCAUGUUCAGUAGAUGCAGAAUGUUGAGUAUCAGGUGGAGAAGAAAAGUGGAGAACAGAGGAGUGAGGAAAGUGGAAUGCUCUGUUAUGAAAGAAUAGCUGGACAGGAGCACUCCUGUUAAGAGGAAGGAGACACUGCAAUAUUCUGUUGAAAAUCCCAGUUGUGUCUCCUCUCUAAGAAGUAUUCCUGCCUAAGGUUCCAGCUAGCUAUUCAUUAUAUCUGGGCAUUUCUCCUAUUGUUCUCAGAGAGUUACUAAUUGUUUAACCAAGGGAGGAAUCCAGGCACAACAGAAAUGAAGAGGCAAGAGUGGGGGAAAGCUACAAAAAUUGCUGCUUACCAGUUUUACUAUUUUUAUCUUCCUCCACACCUGCAGUGUACUGAUGAUUCGAAAUAUAUGUUAAAACAGUACCCUGCUGAGUAUCCACUGUUUGAAGUCUAUUCUGGCAAAGCUACUUGGUCUGCCUUUUUUGUGUGCAGUUAAAUAUUUUUUCUUCACAAAACUUUGAUCCCUCAUAACUGCCUCGGUGUAUUUCUUAGCGUGGGAUUUUCAUUUCACCUUCCUGGAUCAUAAUUACAGAUUAUAUGUCACCAGUUUUUGUUAACAAUAGGUAUUGCAAUAGUACUAGCAAGGAGCACAAACUUUAUUAGUGAGUUUUAAAAAUAAUAAUAUAGUACUAAAUAUCUAAAUACCUUCUACAGAUCACAAGAUUUGAGAGAUAUGAGAUAGGACAUUUAUGUAGAGGCAGAAAAUAAUAACAACCCUCCCCCCUUCAGUCCAGUUUAAAAUUAAUCCCGUAAAGCCUGAUUAACUACCUGGACAUGCAGGGAAUGUCCAGAAAUUAACCUAUCUCUCCCCACAAAAUUGCAAUCUGGCUAUUUAGGCCCCUUUUUGUCAUGACCCCAGAGUCCAGCAGAGCAAGACUCUGAGUAAGAGGCUGUAGAGUCUCCAGCUAAGGAGCAAGACCUGGUCCAAGCUUCUAAGUCUCCUGCUGGAGAUCAGGAGGCAACUAAUCCUGUUACAUAUCAUCUUGGGACAUCCCAGAAUGAUCAAAAUGAGCUCCAAGGAAAAUGGGCACAGUUCCCUGAGGAACCUAGUGCCUCCCACUGUUCCUCACUGGAUCAGCAAUGCCAGGGAUGUGCCAGGAUGGAGGCUAUGGAAUUGAGGAGUCUUCAUUUUUACUCCAGAAUGUUGGCCAUUUAAGGCUCUAAAGUAAUCCACAAGAUAGUGGACCCUGAGAAGAGAGAGCCUGGGGGCAGGUUCUUAAAAAGACUCCGACUGCUCUCAAGCUUCAUCAGGGCAAGUUACUCACUCAGAGCUAUCCAUGGUCCUGCAAUGUCUGACCUGCCUUUCCAUCUUCUCCAAGGAAUCUGGCAUCAGACCUAAAUGUAACACAUUUGUACAAACUAAACUAUGUUACUGGGCACUGGUAAGAGCACACUAUAUCUUCCCAGUGCAAUGUGGGUCCUCCUUGCCAUCCGUCGCUCAUUAGUUUGUUUAUUGUUGUUUAUUAUUUAUUUAUUUAUCUGCCUUGGUAGCUCAGUCACUAGAGCAUGAGACUCUUAGGGUUGUGUGUUCAAGCCCCAUGUUGGACAGAAUAUUCCUGCAUUUCAGGGGAUUGGACUAGAUGAUACUUGUGGUCCCUUCCAACUCUACAAUUCUAUGAUUCUAUGACUAUUAUACCCUGCCUACUAAGUGAAGUUUUUGAAGUAGUUUCCAGUAUGUUGAAAAUACAGCACCAGAUGUUAAUUCCUUAACAGCCCAGAGGCCCCGCACCGGGCUGCUGUUGAUGUUUCUCGCAAGUCUCCUCCAUCCUCCAAUGUUCUAGCUACUGCUCUGCAGCUGAAUCUCCUUGCCAGGAAUUAGUCCCAAAUGUUAGUCCCUCACAAGUCAGAUGUUAGCCCGGGUUUCUUCAUUGGGCUGCUGCUAAUGUCUACGUGUCAAUGGGUGGUUUUGCUCUAAACCACUGAGCCUCUUGGGCUUGCCGAUCAGAAGGUCAGCAGUUCGAAUCCCCAUGAUGGGGUGAGCUUCCAUUGCUCAGUCCAAGCUCCUGCCGACCUAGCAGUUCAAAAGCAUGCCAGUGCAAGUAGAUAAAUGGGUACCACUGCGGCGGGAAGGUAGACAGCAUUUCCGUGCGCUCUGGUUUCCAUCACAGUGUUCCAUUGCACCAGAAGUUGUUUAGUCAUGCUGGCCACAUAACACUGAAAGCUGUCUGUGGACAAACACCAGCUCCCUCAGCCUCAAAGCGAGAUGAGCGCCACAUCCCAUAGUCACCUUUGACUGGACGUAACCGUCCAGGGGUCCUUUACCUUUUUCCCCCCCCUUUACGUGUCAGAGGAGGGGAGAUAGUGUGAAAAAGUGCUUGUAGGUUCCCAAAAGACAGUGGCUGCUCCUGUUUGUGGGCAACUUAUUCAGGGUGGCUGGGCACUGUGGGAACUUCCAGGCAUAUAUGUCAGGGAGAAACAUUUGAGGAAUCUGAGGGAUGAGAAAAUCCAAAGUUUUAGUAAGGCACUUGCAUUUUUUGGGAUGUGGGGAAGUCCUGUUCAUCUCUACUUAAAUACUUACUUUCCUUAAGUGUCACAUACAUUAUAUAUAAACCACUUUGAGGUUUCAUUACAAUCAACUGGCAUGUAAAUGUUUGCAAAACUAGCUUUCACUUUCAGAGCAAGAUGAUAUUCAGGCGCGCUUCUCCUUCCUCUUCCAUACAAAUUCACCCACUCUUCUCAUCAACAUUGCCUACAUGGCAUUAUGCAGAUGCUGACAGUAAUGCUAAUUGUGGUUACUUUUUACCUGGUUUUUAAAUCAACUGCAGCCCUGGGUAAAAGUAUCUGUGCUGUGGUGCAGCUGGCAAUUGUGUAGAAUAAGUGGUUUUCACUGAGAUUUCAUUCCACGGUUCUUCUAGGAAGAAUGUCUGCUGGAACUCUAUCUGAGAUGGAAUCCUUUGUUUUUAAAGAGCUGAAGUGGAGAGAAAGAAACCCAUUUUGGGUAGAAAGGUGCUUUAUAGCAUCCUUUCACCUAAGAAGAGGAUGAAAAGGGUUUUGUGGUUGCUGAAAGCAACAUCCCAAACCAGUUUUUGAAACUCUGAAAGGCCUUUUCUUCUGCCUUUUGUUCCCUUAAAGUGCAACUUGCACUAGUGAUAAAUGCCAUAUAAAGCCGUCCUUACUGCAACGUAGCGUCUUCCUGUGGCUGAAAAUAUUUUGAUUGCCUUUUCACAACACAGAUGCCAUAUAUGUGCUAUUAAACGAAUAACAGAUCGAAGAAGUAGACCCCCUGCUGUUGAGAAUGGGAAAUCUUGAGUGAUUCAGCAUUCAAGCCAUCUCUUCAGCCUUAACCUCAGCAUUUAACCUAAGGUGUCCGCCCCCCACACAUAAUAUUAAAGUAGUUUGUGGGGAAUUUCUGCAUGUUGGUUAACAGAAUCAGAAUUUUAAAAGGUUCUCUUGCUUUAGCUUCCUAUCACAUUGAAGCAGCACACAUUAAACUGCAGGUUCUCAUUAACACUGCAUUCAUUUGCAUUGCAAUUAUGAAGGCAAUGGAGGAAGCAGUUCAAACUUGUUGCGAAGCUUGAAAUAGGAAGGGGGUCACAAAUUUGACAAAUACAGUAUGUAAAGAAAUAAACUUCACUGAACUUGGCAUGUUCCAUCACUGACUAAGAAAGUAGGCAUUUGCAAUUUUCCGGCAAGAUGGUGUAGCCACAGCCUGUAUACCAUUGAGUUGCGAUGCAAUCUAUCUGAGAAAAUAUUAUACAGUAAUACCUCCACGAACGUCCGCCCUCUUGACCGUCCAUUUCGGCGAAUGUCCACGGCAAACCCGGAAGUACCGGAACAGGUUACUUCCAGGUUUGCUGCUCGUGCAUGCGCAGAAGUGCAAACUGCUCAGCACAUGUGCGCAGAGCGGCACUUUGUUGAGUGUCCCUUUCAUUGAGCGUCCCUUUCGUCGAGUGUCCAGGGCUCCAGAACGGAUUCCGGACUCAAAACAAGGUACCACUGUACAUGUUACUUUUGCAUCAAGUGUGGCAUGUGGCCAUUUAAGCAUCGUAUCAGCCUAUCAUUAUGACCAUAAGCUAUCAUUUGGCAAGCUGCCUCUCAACCAAAGAACAAAGGCAAGAUAUGUUCUAUUCUGGCCCCAAGGUUGCCACCAUAAAUGGCAUCCCAUGGCAAUUUCCAACCUAAAAUAUAUAGAACAUCUUAUUGAUAUAAAAAUCUUAGGUUUCAGUUCUGAUCAAUUUUCUUGAAAAUCCAGUUGUCUUUGCACACAUAUUUAAUAACAAUAAUGAAUAAUAAUUUUAUUAUUUGUACCCUGUCCAUCUGACUAGGCUGCCCCGACCACUCUGGGCAGCUUCCAGCAUAUACAGAAACAUAAUAAAACAUCAAACAUUAAAAACUUCCCUAUACAGGGCUGCCUUCAGAUGUCUUCUAAAAGUCAGGUGGUUUUUUAUUUCCUUGACAUCUGAAGGUAGAGCGUUCCACAGGGUGGAUGCCAUUACGAAGGAGGCCCUCUGCCUGGUCCCCUGUAACCUCACUUCUCGCAGUGAGGGAACCACCAGAAGGCCCUCAGAGGUGGAUCCUCAGUGUCUGGUCUGAACAACAGAGAUGGAGAUGCUCCUUCAGGUAUACAAGGCCAAGGCUGUUUAAAUGUAAGAUAUCCCUGUUAGAUACAUGUUAUAUGUAAGAUAUCCCUGUUAGAUACAAACAAAAGUAGGCUAUUUAUCUAAAUAAAAAUAAUGUAUAUUUAUUUAGAUUUUAAAACCCCACCAAUUCUAAAUAUAUAUCUUUUAAACUGAAUGUGUAAGCAGGCACCCUAUUUUAAGUGAGAAAGUGGUGACUAAUCAGAUUAGAAAUGAAUGAAACCACACUAGGAGCUGGAGAAUUAUUGUUAUUAUUCAGAAGGCUUGAGUAUAAUUUGUACCUAGAACUCAGGAGCAGAAAUUGAGCAAGCAGGCUGUAUCUUAAAUGCCAAAUAUAAUUUAUUUGCAUUUAUUCUGUCUUCAUUGUAGUCUUUGCUUACAGAAUCAUAACAUUUUAUCUUACUUAGCUUAUAUCCAAGCACAACGUCACACUAUGCUUUGUGCCAUGAAUUUUGCAUUGCAGUUCUCCAGUGAAGUCAGUUGUACCAAAAUGCGUAUACUUGCAUAAAGUAUGCAUAUAAAUGCAUAUAUUAGUGGAAAUAAUAUGCAGAAGCACAUUAUACAUACAAACUGCAUCCAAGCAAGUGUGUAGUAAGAUAAAUUUGCACUAAAAUGCUGGUGAAUUUUAAUGAAGACUUUAAAAAUAAAAGAUGACAAACUGUUUUGGAAACAUGGGGAACCAAACUUAAAAUUGGGGGGGGGGGGAAUGAGAAACUGAGAGAAAUCAAAAUGGACAGAUUUUCUUAUCCCCAAUUGUGACGUGUGAAUGUGGUCAUUUUGCAUUGUUUGCUUAAUACAUGGUGGUCACAAAGCUGGCAAAAUCUACAUUUUUACAUAAGCUUAUCUUCCAAAGACAAAAGGGGAUCCUUCUCAUUCCAGCUUCCUCUCAAGAUUUUGUUUGACUAGUAUAGAAUUGAACAUAUGUGGAUAGAUGCUUUCUCAAUUAUCUGUCUCUUCAAUGCAGGAUGGAGGUCUGACACAAGACAUUUUAUUUAGCAUUAGCAUCUAUGUAGAAGAAAUCUGUUCCUAAGAAGGAAGCCUGAUUUUGAAUACUGUUUACUUCAGUGAAACAAACAUAGUUUCCCACUAGAUUUUUAAUAGGAUGUGGAACAUCUGUUUGUAAAUGUUAAAGUUGUUACAGUUUGUCAGGAAAACAAGCUUGAGUGAUUAAAGGUUAAGAGAAUUUGGUGCGGGAGGUGAGAAUGAAACCAUUGACAGGAAAUGUUCUGUUAUGCUAGAGUGCCAUGCCAGGGCUUUCCUGGGGGCGGGGUGUCCUGCUUCAGGCUGCACAUAGAUGAGAGCAGCAAGACAUCAACAGGGGCAAUCUAAGAUGUAAAGUCAAGUAGAAGUCAAUAAUAAUAAUAAUAAUAAUAAUAAUAAUAAUAAUAAUGUUUCAUUUAUACCCCACCCAUCUGGCUGGGUUGCCCAAGCCACUGUGGGCAGCUUCCAAGACAUAAAAACAUAAUAAAACAUUAAAAUAAAACAUUAAUAGUAACAAUCUGUCCAGUAUAAAAGUCACGAUAACUUUAAAAUAACAUAUCAAACAAAGCAACAUUCAACAAUCCAUCCGAAUCUAAUAGUAAACAGUAAAAUUAAACAUCAGCAAAUAAUAUAAUUAAACAGUUCAACCACAAUAAAGAAUUACCAAAUAUAAUCAAUAAAAGUAACAACAAAUCACAAUGCAUAAAAUACACAAAACAUACAAAACCAUGUAAAACAGUAGGGGCCAAACUUGGUCCUCCAGCUGUUUUUGGAAUCUGAAAAGGGAAAGUCAGAUUGCCAGUUUCCCUGAGGGUCCUGGGUGCUUAACACAGGGUAUUCCUCUAAGAGCUCUAGGUCAGCCUUGACCCAGAAUACCUGAAGGAGCGUCUCCACCCCCAUCAUUCUGCCUGGACAGUGAGGUUCAGCUUCAAGGGCCUUCUGGUGGUUCCCUCACUGUGAGAAGUGAAGUUACAGGGAACCAGGCAGAGGGCCUUCUCAGUAGUGGCGCCCACCCUGUGGAACACUCUCCCAUCAGAUGUCAAGGAAAUAAACAACUAUCUGACUUUUAGAAGACACCUGAAGGCAGCCCUGUUUAGGGAAGCUUUUAAUAUUUGCUGAAUCCUUGUAUUUUAAUAUUCUGCUGGAAUUAUUAUUAUUAUUAUUAUUAUUAUCCUCCAAAGAAUAGCCUUCCAACCGGGGGCAUGACUGGGAGAUGUGGGGCCCCAUUGGCUUCAUCCCCUCCCUGACGCCUUCUCUUCAUGAAGAUGGUACCCCCAAUUUUUUUGUUCUGCCACUAAAAUUUAGCAGUAGCAGUGCCAGGAAUGCCUCAUGUUCUAGGAAGGGAGGUGAUGGCGAGCCUCACUGGGUGGGCAGGAAGUGGCAGGGCUGUUGGUUGUGGCUGCAGGUGCCAAGCACAGUCCCUGCCCCCACCCCCUGCAAAGAACCCACAGGGCAUAGCGUGGCUGCCACUAUUUGCUUUUCCUAGAGACACCAUUUUGCAGAGCAAAUACUUGGACUUUUGGUUUGCCUUUAAAUAAGAAGAAAAGCAUAUUUUUGCCCCAAGAAAAAAAGAACUGCAAAUUAACAGGAGAGAUGAGAUAAGGUGUUUUCAAAUGUUAUACAGACCUGACAAACCUUCUCUGAAAAUAGACUUUGACCUCUUUACAUUUUUACUAUACUGUUAAUUAAAUUAAGCCCUUUUAGUACAUCCUAGACAAGUGAUUGAAUUGGAAGCAAAUUCCAAUCAAGAUAAUUAGACUGACAUAAUUUAAUCCGUUUUGCUGACUGAUGUUUUUAAAUGGAAGGAACAUUAAAAAAAAAAACAGCAUUGGAUUUACCUUGGAUAAGAAGCCGAUCUAUAUCAUUGCCAUGCCUGCUUUUAAUAAUCAACCACCACUGCAUGUAAUUUCUUUUAUUUAUUUCUGUUCCAUAAAGUAAAUGCAUAAUGCAUAAUGCAGAGACUGAAAUCUUUAUUAUAAUGAAAGAGGAAAGACCUUGGUUUGGGGAAUAGGCUUUUUCUCUUUCAUCCAGCUCAUCAGGGGUCACACUACUUUGGCCCAACCACUAAUCUUUACUCCGUCCCCUGUCCCCCCCCCAACCUCAGGUGUAAAGCAGAUGGGUGUGGCUUGUCCAUAACAGCUUUAUGGGCUAAAUGGACUGGCCCAGAGUUUACCCACCCUCUCUAACAGCAUUAUAUUUUCUUUCCAUUUCCCUCCAUUUUUGCAUUUUGAUAGUUUCUUUUAUUUUUUGGCUAAGGCUUAAGGAAGUUCUCAUAUUUGGCCUCCUGAUGAAAGAACAGGUUGGUGCCUGAUAAAUUUUCCUUAAAGGCAUAUUUCGCUCUGCCCGUGUUGUGUUUCAGCAUGGGCCAGCAAGUAUAAUUCAGAGACACAAGUAUACGCACAGACAUCAACCUGGAUUUCUGUUUUCAAGUCUGGACCAUGAUAUCCUCUGGAAAUUAAGUUAAUGGAAACACAUCAGUUUAAUUUAGGGGUCCAAUAGGUAGGUGUUGGUUAUGCCCAUUGUAGCUUUUAUUUCUAUGACUCUUAAGAUAAAUGAUCUGUAUUCCAGGUGGGUGUAAAACGAAUGUGAACCUUUUCCUAUUAAUUUCUGUUUCUGUUUCGGAGGAAAUGAUAUGGAAGUGUGUUUUUGUUACUUAGCUCAGAAUUACAUUAUGUCUGCAUCAGAGCAGAAGGUCUCUGUUCCAUUUCAUAGAUCCGCCACGAAGUCUAAUAAUGAUUUCUACAGCCUCUGAUUCUUAGUUGAGCAAUGUGACCAGUCUGGGUAGAUCUUCACCCUGCUGUGCAACAUUUAAGCAACCCACUGUUGUUGUUUUUACUUUAUUAAUCCUUUCAGCUGUGAAAUGGUUGCAUGUAAUGGCAUGUUACAUUAUGAAUGUAUUGUGUCCAAUUUAUGUCUCUUUUAGAUUUAUUUCUGCUUUGGAUAAAAAGCAAUAAAGACAGUUUAUAAAUAAAUAACAUGUAUCAUUACUAUCGGAAUUUCAUGCUCACCAAAAUGAAUAAGAGCUCAUCUGGCAUAGAUUGCUUUACCAUUUCCCAGUAUUAUUAUUAUUAUUAUUUUACUGUCAUCAUUGCAGCUAAAAUGCCUAGACGCACUUUGUGAUCAAAAUUGAGGCAGUGAUUCAGCACAAUUCAAACAUUGCCCUUUAUUGUCUUUCUGUAUCCUUUAUAACGUGAGUAUUUCCUUAUCUAGAAAAAGAAAGGGUACAAGGAGCUUCUUUACAGUUAGAUCUAAAUUGUGUAUGACAGCAACAGUGUGGACAUCACUUUCCCCACUUCUGUCCCCCCAUCCCAGCAAUGCCAAACUAAGUGUGAUGUGUAAUGUGACAUUUUGAUCCUCUACUUUCCCCCACCUCCCUUCCCCCUCAUUGGCUGCCACGUGCAGGGGUUCAGGAUCAAUUAGGUUGUGUCACACAAGUUGCUUACUUAGAUGUUGGCAGGGAGUUUUGAGUUGGCAGAUGCUACAGCCCUUUUCAGGUAUGUCAACCAUGAUGGCACUAUGUGAGUGUAAAAGGGAUUCAGGCAGUGCUUUUUUCUGUGGGGGGGGGGACAGGGGUACACAUACCCCUAAACAUUUUGUGAAUCUAGAAGAGAAGUUUAAAAACUUUUUUUAAAAAUUAGUUUAUUCUCUAGCAUGGUGAAUCAUCAGUUCCACCCCCAAUUGGCUGUCUUUUGUCCAUUUACUGUAUUUAUUUUUCCUGAUUUUCCUGAUUGGUGAUUUUCUUGAGUCAAAAUGAGAGUACCCCUAAAUAUUUUUUUAGGGGGGAAAAGGACUGGAUUCAGGACUAUGCCUUUUAGUCUGAUGACUCAAGCCAGCUACCCUGUAUUCUGCUAUAACUGCUGCAGUGGAUAGCCGUUUUUAAACAUAUCCUCAAUUGUGCAAGGAACCCCCCAAAGUGGACAAGGCUCCCUAUCCCAAAAGUUAUCUGAGAAUAUGGAAAGACAACAGUGAAGGAAGGCAUGGCCCCACAGCCUAUUUCAGCUGGGUUUGCUGCUUUGUGGUUGUAAUGUACAGUGGUACCUCGGGUUACAUAUUCUUCAGGUUACAGACACUUCAGGUUACAGACUCCGUUAACCCAGAAAUAUUACCUUGGGUUAAGAACUUUGCUUCAGGAUGAGAACAGAAAUUGCACGGUGGUGGUACAGCGGCAGUGGGAGACCCCAUUAGCUAAAGUGGUACCUCAGGUUAAGAACUGUUUCAGGUUAAGAACAGACCUCUAGAACGAAUUAAGUUCUUAACCUGAGGUACCACUGUAUGAAGAAGGCAUAUGUGUCCCAUAGCAUAACCCAGUACUGCUCUUCUAACCCAAUAAGGAUGUGUCCCAAAUGGUAGAAAUCAAUGGAUGUUAUUGCUUCAUCACCCCCACUGCACAGUUAAAUACAAUUUUUGAAAAAUAGAGCUAUUUUGGAAAGUGAAGUUCUGUUUUGGAAAUUGAAGUUAGAAACAACCUUGUGUAAAACUUGUACUGAGUGAUCUUGCUGAUCUGAGUGUCUAUGAGAUCAAACUAUUUCAAUCUACAUAUACUACUUUCCUCUGAGUAUCAGUCUUACGAACAGAAAUUGGGAUGCUGAAGUAAAACCAUGCUGGCUUCUGUGCUUUUUGAGGGGUGUGUUCUCUACAGGGCUGUCUUAAGUAUAUGCGUCGCCAGGGUGCAAAGAUCUGCCUGGCGCCUCCUCCCCAGGUUGCCCAGUCCCAGGCGCACAGGAGGGUGGAGCCAGCCGGCCGCCUCAGCUUCUUGCUGGCUCGGUCACCCCUGAACUCCUGGCGCAGAGCCACCCGCAGCAGAAGAGCCCACUGCAGCGCUCCGACCGACGGGCCGGCUCUUCCCCAGACUCAACUCUCAGGUCCCGAACUCUCAGCCUGGCGCCCCUGAGAGCCCGGUGGCCGGGUGCCCUGCACCCUUAGCACCUAUGGAUAAGACGGCCACGGUUCUCUAGUAUUGUAAAGUGCAGUAUCAUUAACAAUUUUGCUGAUAAACCUAUUAGGCUGAUGGUGUGUUCUAGUCUCUUAAAGGGUUUGAUUUCAUCUUUUUCCUUUACAAAGCAUAGCUGUGUGGGAAGGGGGAGUGUGUCCUCAGUUAGGAUUAUGGUACAGAGAAGAUGAGUUACCCCUUUUUGCUCUUUUCCUUUUGGAAACGGCCCCUUGAUGCAAAUGUUUUCCCCAAUUGAUAAAACUUAUUGUUAAAAACUCUCCCUGACCAUGGUCUUGAUCCAUAUCAGCUCCCCCACCGACUGUGGGUGCAUUUUAACAGAGGAAAAAUAUGUUGCGAGUUCCAGUCAUGGAACUGCUGCAUCACGCUUAGUUUGACCUUUCAUAAUCAUGUAAACUAGUUCUUUCAAAUGCAUAGCUGAUAAAGGCUUGAAGGAGGAUAUAAAAUGAUAGCAUUUAAGAGUGAUGAAGAAAGAUGAUAACAAGACAUACCAUCUUUAAAGAUUUUUCCACAUUUAGAUUGAUAGCAUAUUGACACAAUGUAAAGAAUAAUGUUAAAUUAUUGUCACAUUGCUGCUUAAAAUGCUGUGUAUUUAUGCUCAAGAAAUGAAAUUCUUACUUGCUGUUUGUUCUGACCUUAAUCUUAAUUCUUUUCUAGAUUCUAGCUUUGCGUGAACAAAAUGCACACAUUCAAAGGAAAAUGGCAUCAGGAGAGGGUCCUACUGACUCAGAGCUUAUCAAAGGAAUGGAGCCUGGACAAAAAGUUCAUGAAAAGGUAUAAAGUAACAGCUUCCCUUUGAGAGUCUUCGUCAUUUGAAAAGUUCAAAUCAAAGCCCACUGCUCUAAGCUCCCAAAUCCAUUUCUGCCUUCUAAGAUGAACUUAAUGUGAUGAAUAAAACCUGGCACCUAUGCAAGAUGAGUCGCUAGUGUAUUCUGAAUCAAUGCCUUGAGCAGUCUCUUUUGUUUAUGCCCUCCUACAGAAAUUAAAGCUGCUUCUUUCUAAUUAAGAUAGCAGUGAAGAAGUUUCGUACAGCAUCUGAUUGCAUGGCGAGGCCCCGAGCCCCACCCCAUUUCUUUGAUAAUGAAACACACACACACCAAUAUUUUGGGUUAAUGGGAUAAAUAAGGCCACAACUUUAUUGAUUACAGAUGUGAGCGGUAUUGGCUUAGGCAUUGGAACUGAACUGACUAUAUCUGACUCCUGCCGGUCAUGCAGGUAGUCUCAUAAGGGUAAACUAUCAGUAGGGGGAGCCCUGUUGAUGUACAUCAACUGCAAGUUCCCCCAGGCAUGGCCCUAGCCCUUACCUGGGCUUUGGACAGGAACCACACACCCAGAUCCCUGUAACAGAAUACCCUUAAAGAGGAGGGGCAGGUGAAGGCCGCAACCUCCCCUCCCAUAAACCAGGUUUACCAAUGCCUAACCGCCAAACCUUUCUAGGUUUUGACGAUUACUACAAGGCAGGCGAAAACCACAUGGCUGGUGCCAAUUUGCCAAGUGGGAAAAUUCCUACCUGGCCCCUUCAACAGGUGACCAACUGUGGUCCAUAGCAAGGCCAAGAUGACGAACGCAUGAAAACAGGGCGGGAGGGCAGGAGAUCCGACGCAGGAGAAGAGGAGACUGAGCCCUGGCCGCGCAGAUGUUUAAAUCAGGUAAACCACACCCCUGGUCGACCAGAUUGGUCAGCCGUAGGGUGUGAUGCAGCCGGGACUCCCAAUGACGCGGGCGGCAUUGCCACGCCCACCCCCACCCCUGCUGUACACGGGAAGUGCUUGUGGCCAGCUUGCAACUCUGCCCUCCUGGGAGGGUGAGUGGUUCUAUAGGAACUUCAUGUAUAAAUGAACUUCAUGACCUCAUUAAGCUACAGAACGGAUCUAUUGUGAUCCAAGCGCUGACGCUGCAAACCAUUUCGAUAUUCUAAAGUCAGUGCUAGGAAAAUCAGCCUUAACGUGUGGGGUUUGGAAACGGUCCCUCAAAAGGGUUCUGCCAGUAUGCCUUAAACUGAAGCUUUUUAGCAGUAGGUCUAAUACAACAUCAAUGUGUGAGAUUUUCAGCUGUUCUUUAUUCCAAACAUAUUUUUAAAAAUAAAUAAAUAUUUCUUAGCAGCCGAAAGACAAUUUUAACAUUCCUCACAAGCAAAUCUAGGGAUGGAAGGUGAUUGAAACAAUUCUACUUGCGCUUCUUAUAGCGGUGAUGUAAAAAAAUAAUAAUCAAAGGUGUUUUGUAGCAGCUUGUCAUCUUAGCAGCUUCUACUGCCUUUUGAAACUUUCUAGUUUCACUUUUGAUACCCACUUCUUGUCAUGUGUAGAUAAUUUAUGGUACAUGAAUGGAGCUCUUCAACCAGGGGGAAAUCUCUUUUUCAAGUUGAUCAUCUGCAUAUUUUUAUGCAAGGAAGUUACAGAAUUGUUUCCAGCAUUAGUGUUUCUGUGUUAAUACCAUGCAAUACUUUGAAACGAUGACAAAGAACUGUGGAGUCUUUCUCUGAAAGACAGUGCAAGGCAGUUCAGGGAAGAGACAUAUAGGGAGCUAUCACUGACCUUCAGAGGUUGAUUAUAACUUGGAGAAAAUUUGCUUCAAGGAAUUGAUGCAAUAAUUUUGUGGUUUAUUAAAUAUAGUCAUUAUGCUUGAUGUGUAAAACAUAGGUCAAAGGCUUGAUCCUUGCCCUCCGAGGAUUUACAUUCUCAACUAGAAAAUCAAUACAAUUCUAGCCCAAAAUGUAGCUGUUCAUAACAAUAUGGUUUAGUCUAAGAAGCAACGCAUACACUGCCUGUGUUUUUGAAUUCUUUACUUCGUUCAGUGGAUGGUUAUUGAUAGACUUUACUGAAAAACUAUGUGUGCAUGGAAUUUGAUCAAAACAUCUACUUGUUUGGCACAUAAGAUUGGCAAAAGGACUUACAAGGAAUGCAAAAUGGACAAAGGAGAGGUAAGGAGUCCCAGGUGUAAUAGGCAUUGGGUGGGGAGAGGAUGAAAGCAUCUGAGAAUUAUUUUGAAAAGUUACAUCUGAAGCAAUAAUGUGAAAGUCCACAGAGAGAUGCGUGUGGAAUGAGAUGUGUAGCUGUCUUGAUAGGUGUGUUGUGAAUUGUGGGCAAGGAAAAAAUAUAAUGUGGUCUAGUAAUACAUUUUUAAGCUUAGUAAUUAUUGUGGACUGUAGAGAAGACUGGAAUGAUUUAUUUAGUCGCACAAUCUUACCACCUUGGGAAGGGCUGUGGCUCAGUGGGUAGAGCAUCUGCUUUGCAUGCAGAAGUUUCCAGGUUCAGUCCUUACCAUAUCCUGGUAGAGCUGGGAGAGAGCACAGUCUGAAAUCCUGAAGAGCUGCUGAGCUAGAUAAAGUAAAGAUCUGGCUCAAUACAAGGCAGUUUUUCUAUUUUCUAUUCAUGAUGCUUUGUCAUCUCUGCACUCUUCAGUUUGGAAGACAAGUGGUGUUGGUUUAUGUGCUUUAAGACAAAAGUGAUAAUUGUAUUUUAUUUUCAUUUUGGUUGGCUUGUAGUGUUUCUCUUGUUAGCCACCUAAAACUCUUAAAUUAGAGAGCGAAUAAUAUUUUACUUUCUGGAUCGCUGUUCCAGGAACAGGAGAUGUAGCCCCAGUUUGGUUGGGUGUUUUAUAAUGUUCACAUUUACACGUGUUAAAGGUUAAAUAGAUUGAGAUAUUAGCCUCAAGGCCAUAAUGCCAGGCUGUUGAAGAAUUAAAUGUUUAUCCAACAAAAUAAAAUAAAAAGUACAUGAUUAUAAAAUAGUGGAAAGUUCAUUAACACCAUGUCUCUUGAUGCAGAUGGUAUUUGCAAGUUUUAAGGUUUGAGAAUCUUAGCAGGAAUAUGAGAAUCCAGAGAUGGGGGAAUAACUAAGAACCUCUGGAGAACUGAACAUAAAUAAUGCAUCCCAGUCUUAUGAUCACUUAAAUCUUAUUUCCAGCUCAGGUAAGCAUGCAUAGUAUUGCAGCCUUAAUAUUAUGGCAGCUUUAUUCACUUUUAUUCACACUGUAAAGCAUUGCCAAGUCAUAAAUGUGUUUAAACAAAUUUAGGAAGUAUAGUCAUAUGCAAGAAAAUACAGAUCAGAAACUACAGACAAAUAGAAAAGUCAGUCUUGCAAUUCAUGAACUUGAAAUAUCACUGCUUUAUCCUCAUCUAGAAUCUAGAAUUUUUUGCCCAUUACAUUGCUAAUAUCUGCAAUUCCUCCCUCUCUCUGCCCUGGCAUGUUUAAUUUUAAUUUCUUAGUAUCCAAUGACAUUCCUGCUCAUUUUGAUAGGUAAUUGGGGGCCGUAAAAGAAAUUUUGGCUAUAUACGUCCAUAUAUUGAGCCUCCAUCUGAUUGCAGAUACAUUGUCUAUUAGACACUAGUUUGCAGUUGCUGCUGUGUUUUGAUCUAGGGAGAGAGGGGAGAAAUAGCACAUUAUCGGCGUGACUUUCCUUUUCUGGCAAUUUAGGAAGGGAAGACCAUGAUCAUGCUUUCCUCUUCUUCUCUUCUCUUACAAACCAGUCUCAGUUUGAUAGCGUGUGCUGGUUGUUUCCCCCCUGGACCUCUUCCACGUUUAAUCUCCAUUGCGCUUUGUGGCACAAGUUCCCACAGGGUAUUUUUGAACUUUGAUUUUCUCCAUGGCCUGCCUGCUUUGUUGUAGCUAAUACCAUCACUGAUAUCAGAUUUGCUUGAUAACACUUUCAUCUCUCUCUUUCUCCCCCGGGCUAUUACUACUAUAUUUGGACAGCUAUUAAAGCUCUUUUCCAACAAAGAACUCGGCUGUGCUUCCACCAUAUAUGGGUGCUGAUUUCAGAGAUGCACCACAUUCUUGAGACUUGCUGCUGCUUUUUAGGGUGACUUAGGAAGGGGGGGAAGUUGGCACAAUGAAAGUGGCUCCCUUUUCCCUUUGUAAGCAUUUAACCAGCAAAAUUCUUGUCAGUAUGAUGAGUGGGAGUGGGUAGUAAUAUGAAGCCCACAAAUCGCCCUACCCAAAGUGGUACAUAUAUUUAUGACACACAGCUGGCAUUUCUCUGUGUAGGCAAUGCCUAACUUCCCAACAAUGCUACUCUUUUCAUAAAACGUUUACUCUUUUUUUCUGUUUUUAUCAAUCAUACCAUUUUAAAUUGUGUUGUUAUAAGCUGCCUUGCACAUUUCCUGGAAAGGCAGUAUAUGAAUAUUAAAAUAAAUAAAUCCAUAACAUGCUGAUACAGCAUAAAUAGUGGCCUGUAAUCUUCUCAAGGUGAGGUCUUCGUAUAACUCUUUGACUGGGACCACGUGUGCUGUAGAUUGUUACAGUAAAGUCUUGUGAGAGUAAAAUUGCCUUUACCACUUCAAAUUGCAACCACAUACACAUAAACACACAAACACACACAGUCACAUAUGAGCUGUUAACAUGCCUAAUAACCACCCAUUGUGCACCAGGAGAAUGUGCACAUAUUCCUUCCAUGAAGAAAACAAUGUGCACAUUACAAAAUAUGAAUUUUAUCAAAGUAAUUGUUGAACUGAAAUACAAUUAAGAAGUAUAUUAAUAGUGAAAUACAAUUAAGAAGUAGUAUAUUAAUUGUGAAAUAAUUAUUAAGCUCUAACUUAAAAUGAUUUUUUAUAUGAUUAUUGCUUUCAUUUUAUGGAUCAAAGGUCUCGUUAGAUAGUAAAAUUAAUAUUAAAUUGCUGUUUUAGGGUUGUUUUUAAAAGUCUGGAACGGAUUAAUCCAUUUUGCAUUACUUUCUAUUGGAAAGCAUGCCUUGGUUUUGGAAUGCUUUGGUAUAGGAACAGACUUCCGAAAUGGAUUAAGUUUGAGAACCAAGGUACCACUGUAUAUAGAAAUGAGCAAACCAGUGGUAUUUUAGGGAGCAGGCUAGCAGGCGGGGCCCAUUAGUUACAUCAUAGGAACCUACACAACACCAAACAAAACACUGUUGCUGUAUGUAGGUUUUAUUUUAUUUCAUUUUUUAUCUUAUAUUUUGGAAAUGUACAUCCAGGUUUUUUUUUCUUUAAUUUGUUUGGGGGCCCCAAGAGAGUGGGGCCCUAAGCUUUAGCUUGUUUAGCUUAUAUGUAAAUCUGGCACUGCUUCUGGCCCACUACCUAAUUUUACAUGGCCCACAAUAUAUAUCACCACCCUCAAUCAGUGAAACAGCAAGAAACACUUUUUGUCACUUGGUCACUCCGGUCUUCUGACAUGCAUACAACCCAUAAAGUGGCCAGGAGAACACACCACACUGAAAACCCAGGGUAGUGAAAAGAUACAUAGUCAGAUUUGAUUUUUGUAUAUGAAAUACUAGGGUGCUGAUUUUUUAAAAAGUGGAGGCCAAUGAAAAACUGUAUAUAAAGCAUUAUUAAUCCACAGACAAGUACUAAUAAAAUGAACUGGACUCACAAUCCAACACAGCUCUUCUUUUUCUUCCCUAUGAGCAGUAUUGAGUGGCUUUUAGCCAACAUCCAAUCAUAUACAAGAACACAGGCUCUUCCAAGUGUCAUAACUGAAUGGGCAACACAAAAAGCAGCAAAAGUAAGCUAGACUUUCACCAGUAAGAGGAAUCUACUCAGCUCAGUUGGCCUAUUCUGAGAGACAGCCAGUCAGCUUUGAAAGACUCAGUUAACCAUCUCUUCUUCCAGCUAGGGGGUCUUGUAGAGGCAAACUGUUUAACUCUGUGCUAUUGGGGACAUUGGAAAAUCAACAUGGAGUGAUGGAGUACAUGUAAGACAUUUAAAUUAUAAGUUGAUUAGUUAAUGUGUUUUAUCGUCUUUGGUAGCUGCUGAAAAAUAAGUGAUUCACUGUAGUAGGUGUGCUUGUUUGAAUGCCAAAUUAUUAAAAUUGCUUGCCUAGGCUCUUUAAAAAAAAAUCUUAAUUUAACAAUGCUAGUACUACAUCAUCAAGUCCCCCACCAAGUGUUAUAGUCAUUUAAUUAACUGUUUGCAUGGCUCAGCAUAUCCUCCAAAAGAAAAAAAUGUGCUUCAUUUGAAGACCAAAUUAGCUGGCACUGGUCUACAGCAAAUCCAUCCCGCAGCUGCCUAUCACCCUAACUGGCCAGCUGGGGCUAUUGUAGGACAACAUGUAGACAUUGGCCAUGCUGAUUCAUAAAUAGGUUCCCUUUAACAGGACAGCAGUGUAGACUGUAGUCAUGUACCCAUGUUGGCUGUAAAGGUUGGUAUGGUACCCCCUUGUUAUAGCUCCCUCCCUUGGCCAGAAGGGGCCACUGCAGCACAUACAUAUCAUCAUUAAGUCCUAAGAAUGCUCAUGGAAAUCAUGGUGGCAGCCUUCAUGAGUGUGAUAUGGAAAUACUGCUCAAAGAAGCUGCAGCUAUGUGUUCCUCAGUAUCUUUACCACACAAAUGGAUCAUUCAUGAAAGCAGUUAUUUGUGAAAAUGAGCUGAUGGAUAUACCGUAUGAACCAGCUCCAAAACCGAAUGAUAGAAUUUUCAGCUUUAGCUAUUAUCAUUGCACAACAAUAUUCGUGUGAUGGUAGGUGGGGAUUUAUUAUAUUAAUUUGCAAAUACAGCUUAGUUCGGUUCUGUGCUUCACAUAAUAUAAUUCCAGUGCUUGUGUGUUUCCAGCCUAAUGAAUCUCAGACUCUAGAAAAAAAUAUUUAUCUAUUACAGCCAUCAUGAAUGUAAGUCUAUCAGUUUUAUCAGCAGCUGUAAAGAAAUUAAAUUAAUAUGAUAUUUUAAUGCAUGUGCAGACAUCUAUAUUUUUUAAUUGGGUUAAGGCAAAUAGUAAGUUGAACAGAAAAAUAACUGCAAAGAAAAAGCAAGGCACAUACUAUUAUUUCCUGCAGCAUCACUCAACCGUUACAAUAACUGGGAGCUAUACAGCAAAUAUAAGCUUUCAAAUGUAGACUUACCAGAGGUGAGAGAAUAAAAGAGACUAGAUCUUUCACAGGUCUACGUGUUCUGUCAUUCUGGGGGGUCAUAUAAACUGAGCAAGAUUUAUAACACAGACGGAAUGCUAUCUGUGCAAUUACUCGUAUUUGGAGCAUAUCAGCAACUAUGCCCUCUUGUAGUUACACACGAUCCAGAACACAAGUGAUGACUGCUACAGAAAGCAAGAUAACUCCAUGCUUUUCCCCCACUAAAAUGUUGGGGGAGGAAUAUGUGAACAGCUCAGUUGCCAGGUGUGUAUUUGCCCUCCACUAUUGCCUGUGAUGCUUUUGUUGUUGUUGCAACAAGACACCAUGAGAAAAUACUGUAAGGAGCUGUGUUCAGAAAUGGGGAAAGUCACUGAGGAUAGACAUUUGAACAUAGUUGUGUGAGAGUUUUCCUUUAUUUAAAUUAGGUUUGGAGUGCUGCCGUUUUAGGCACCUGGUCUCUCUUUCUGAUAAAGCAUUCACAGCUUUGCGUUUUCAGUGUAUGCCCUCCGCCUAUCUAACGGGAAGAUUUAAUACCACCCCUGUGUACCAAAGACUCUGCAUCUGUGAGUCGGGAGACGUGGAGGACAUUCAACACUAUUUGCUCCGAUGCCCUUUAUAUACAUCCCCUAGACAAAAAUUCCUCGAUUACAUCCUUUGUUCUUUUUCCAGCUGACCUCCCCUUGAGCAAAUCUCUAUUUUGCUACCUGGCAAUAAUGUAUUUAUUACUGCACUAGUUGCAAAAUUUGCUUUGUCUGCAAGUAAGUUGAGAACUAGGUACCAAGACAAGUAUCAUAAUGGGGAGUGUGAGAAGUGAAGUUCUUAACUUAUGCAGGUGUGAUUUUGCAUCUUGGUAAGUCUGUUUUCCUGUUGUUGUUGUUCAGUUUUGAUUCAAUUAUUUGUAUCCCAUGCAAUUAUUUGUAUCCCAUGUGACCAUUUUCCAACUUGUGUCGAAUUGUGAUGGCUUAUAGCUUUUAGCAAUAAAGAUUUCAUUCAUUCUUUUUCUGAUAAGCAGUAGCAAUCUAUUUUGAAGACUUAACCACCGUAGAAAUCUGAAUCACAUGGAAAAGUGCCAACAGUAUAUUCCUGUUGAUUUCAUACACUCCAUUUCUUCACUAAGUUGGUGAAAGUAGGCUAAUGUGAGUGGUCUAUGGUUUGUUUGUUUCUUAAUAGCGUCUGUCAAAUGGCUCCAUAGACUCAAAUGAUGAGACCAGCCAAUUGGUGGAACUGCAGGAACUUCUUGAAAAGCAAAAUUAUGAAAUGGCACAGAUGAAGGACCGCUUGGCUGGAUUGUCUUCCAGAGUCGGGGAGGUAGAGCAAGAUGCAGAGACAGCUAGGAAAGACCUCAUUAAAACUGAAGAACUGAACAGCAAAUAUCAGAGGGACAUUAGGGAGGUAAAAAAUUAUUCCACCUCCAUUUGUUUUCGUUCAUCUGUACAUUCAUUCAUUCCUUUUGAAGCUGAUACAUCUCAAAGUCGAGUUUAGAUUAUAAGCCAUCUAAUGACCUCCUGCUAGCUACAUGAAUAUUGGCAACAAUUGUAAAUUGUAGUCUUUUGAUGUAUUGUUUGUUCUUUUAAGGCAAUGGCUCAGAAGGAAGACAUGGAAGAAAGGAUCACUACCCUUGAAAAGCGUUACCUAAGUGCUCAGAGGGAAUCCACCUCCAUACAUGAUAUGAAUGAUAAGCUGGAAAAUGAGCUGGCAAACAAGGAAGCUCUCCUGCGUCAGGUUCAGUAUCUGGGAUCACUGCUAAGAGACUCUUCAUAAGUGUCCGCUCAUCAUUUAGCUGAAAAGAAAGGCAAAUGUGUGUUCUUGCUAUGAUCUUACUCUGCCAUCCAAAUAUUGGUAGAUUUGGAUCAAAAGGGAAUGAGGACUUUUCUUUCCAGCAAGAGAAGUCAAAGAUAGAUCAGAUUUGGGCCCGGAUCUAUUUUUUCCAGAGCUAAGAUGUUCAAGACAAGGCUAGAACAUAUCUGAUUGUCAAACCUGGCUCUUAUCAAGUCAGGAUGGCAAGAUUCUGGGAGUGAAUCCAGAUUGGGUGAGAUGAAGGAAAAUCAAGGUAAGAUAGAAAGGGAAAGUAUGGCAGGUUUAUAGCAGCAAGCUGAGCUACACAUGAACUAUGCAGGCUGGAUCAUAAACUUUGAACAUCAGUAGAUUUUGGGGGAGGGUGAAUGAUGUGCAGUGCCAACUAGGAAAGUAUCUGUGACUGCAGCAUGCAAGCUAUGUUUGCUAAUAUAAAACAGCCUAAAAUAGUGGUUGUCAGGGAACUGCCAUUGGUUCAGGAGGGAGAGAGGAAAAGCCAAAUGGAUUAUAGAGAACCCCCAGGGAUUGUGGAGAGCAGUUCCUCUUCAACUGAGGAGAGUAAACACGCCUCCAGUGGAGAGGAGCUGCAGGAGUCGGAAGUGGUGAGGCGGUCCCAGGACUCCGUGCCUGGGAGAAGCGGGGAGGAGACGGGUCCUCCGCAACCCACGCCCUCCUUGCGCAGAAAGCAUUCGUGCAGAGAGGGGAGGCGCAGAAUUGGCGUCAAGGAGUUGCUUUGCUGGGGAAAGUUUAAGAACCGCCCACUCACGGAUUCUGCCAGCGAUUGAGUCAGCCACGGGAGAGUGGGGCUCUGGACAGAUAAGGUUUAGUUUGGCAGCAAAAGCAAGGCUUUGCAGCCAAGCGGGGAAAUAUUUGCUUGCUUACUCUCGAGCAACCCCUUGGAAACAUUACAGUGGUAAACUAAGAGUGUGCAAAAAAAAAAAAAUUUUUUGAACUUGCCAUAGGAAGUUUCUUGCUCAUAAGAGUAAGAAACCACUUGAAGGUGAUAUGUCUUGGUUCAUGAGAGCAAGGGACAAGCUACUGAUUGCUCCUAUUUAUAUGUUUUAUUAACUUUCCAGUUUGUUGUAGUGUUCAUUCAUAUUAAUGCUUUUUCGGUACAUCUCUCUAUAUUAACACUUCUUCAGUACAUCUCUAUAUAAAUCAUUACAUGCUUCAUCGGUUGGGUUUGAGAAAUUGAGGAAGAUUUGCUCUUCAAGAGCCAACCAGGAUGAACCAUUGGAAGUCCAAUCCCCUGAGAACGGCAGCAAUUUCCUGAUUCAGCCUUUUAUUUAUUUAUUUAAUCGUCUCAUUUCUGGGUUUCAGAUGGAAGACAAAAAUAGACAGCUGCAGGAACGGCUUGAACUAGCUGAGCAAAAGCUGCAACAAACAAUGCGGAAAGCUGAAACCUUGCCUGAAGUGGAAGCUGAACUGGCUCAGAGAAUCGCAGCCCUGACUAAGGUAUUGUACACUUGAGAGCAGGUGAAUUUCAGAAACACGUUUUCCUUUAACAUUGAUUUUCAUCCCUUUUCCCUUCCUUCAGCACCAUCAGCAGCAAUAAAACCCUGUUUUGGAGCGGACAAGAUGAUUCUACUUAUUGGCACCGUAAAUAAAUACUAAUUACACAUA